Xyrichtys novacula (pearly razorfish) is the source of this 47371-nucleotide messenger RNA. NCBI's taxonomy places the organism in Eukaryota, Metazoa, Chordata, Actinopteri, Labriformes, Labridae. The record is from the annotation of a GenBank genome assembly.
GCAGGUAGAGCAGACACACACACACACACACAGACAGACAGACAGGGAGCGCUCGCUUGUUGCCACUCAGAAAAGAUCACACGCUCGUCAACACAGAGAGAGGGAGGUAGAGAGACGUCGAGAAAGUCUGUGUGUGUAUGAGAGAGAGAGAGAGAAAGAGGGAGGGAGAGCCUCACGGUCAAACUGAGCCUUAUCUAUCGCGGUGGGUCACUUAAUAAGAGCCAUUUGGAGCCAGUGGCGGGAGCCGCAGCCAGACGCAGAUCAUCAGUGAGAGAGAGUCUCAGAGGGCAGCAGCUCAGAGCACAUUGCUCCACACAGGGUAGAGGCAAAGAAGAAAAAAAACACACACAGACACAGACACGGAAGAGAAGUGAGUGAAAGAAAGCAGAGAGAGAGGGACGGAAGACGAGUCAGAGAAAUUGACUUUUCAUCUUCGGGAUAACUUAAGAAGAUAAAAUAAAAAGUGAAGGAGAAGAGGCCGGACAGAGCUGCUGAAGAUGCCGCGGGUAGUCCCGGACCAGAGGAGCAAGUUUGAGAAUGAGGAGUUUUUCCGCAAGUUGAGCAGGGAGUGUGAGGUGAGUGACUCUGCCGCUACACACUGGAUCCAUUCUGUUUGUACGGCGGAAAUAUAGACAGAAGAGAAAGCACGCUGGAGGCUCCAUUUGAGUUACAAGUCAAACACAUCACUACUUUUCAUUUCUGUAUUUGAGCAUAAGGAAGCCUACACUUUCAUCAAAUCAACCAGAUGCACAAAAAGUCAACAAAAGUGCUCUGAAAUAAGCUGUUCGACCUCAGGAUUCAUUCAUUAAAGCUGUAUCGAAUUGUGCACAAAAUAAGCUCUUUACUGAAUUAUGAAUUCAAUACACAAAUUGAACUAAAAAAAAGGUUUGCAAUUUGAUCUUAUAAAAGUUUUAAAUAAGGAGAGUUUUUAAAUAAAAUCUAGAGAGAACUAUGAAUUUUGCUUUAAAUUGAAAAUUCCCACUGCUUAACAUCAGAUUACACGCUGCUGCUGAAGAUGAGCUCUGUAUCCUUUGUAAAACGACUUUUUUAAAGGUGUUUUUAGUCCUUUAUUAAUUAAUAUCAUUCUGACUAUUUCUAUUCAUGUAUAACUUUAAAUUUAGUGUUGUGUAUUCUUUUUCUAUACAGAUUAAAUAUACUGGCUUCAGGGACCGGCCCCAUGAGGAAAGACAAGCUCGCUUCCAGAACGCUUGCAGGGACGGACGGUCAGAAGUUGUGAGUCCACCGUUCAAUACUAUUUUAUUAGUUUUUUUCUCUAAAAACAAACAGGAAUGCAGGGAUAAUUUCUGAUUACUGUUUGGCCUAAGGGGAGGAAAAGAGAAAGUCUCCAUUUGUUUUUUUUUUACGUAUAUGAUACUAUGGAAAUGAAUUUUAUGGCCUAAAUCAAUUCAGUUUGGUUCCUGAAAUUUUAAACCCAGUAGCAUGCAUUUAUCUUGAUUGAACAGAUGAGCUUUUAUAGUGAGAAGACUGAGCUCAGUUCAGUUUGUGCAGUGUAGAUACACUUGUGCAUGAGUGUGUGUUAUGAUUUGAUGUGUUCCUGCGUAAGGGAGUCGAUGUGUUAUCAGUCAUGUCUUUACUUUAAGUUUCUGUCCAUACUCUGCAGUCAUCGAUGUCCUCACACACAUCAGAGCAUGCUAACUCACAGACACUUAAAGGUCACAACAAACACCCACAGGGCUGCAAUUUGGAUCCUAAAAUUGGUCUCUUAAAGUAAACAUCAGCUGUCAUGUCUUAUUUUGGUACGAACGGUAAACAUGUUGAGAAAGACAACUUGUGAGCGUGCAGAAAAAAUACCCACAUGGUGUCCUUUAAUGCACCUCAGCCUUAAUAAAAAUACUGAGUGUUUAAAAAUUCUACUAUUUCUGUUUAGAGCCGACGAGUUUUCAUGAAAAUAACCCAGAAACUAUUUUUAACAACAUUUAAACAUUAAAACAAGUCAUAUUCAAAUGACGAAAUAGUGUAGUGUUAAAAGUGAUUUUUAUUCCAAAGAGAAAGAAAUAAUAUCAAGGAAUAAUCUGUGGGUGAUUCAAGAAUUAAAAAUAAUAAUGAGUGGUUGCUCGAGUCCUAUUGUUGCGACUUGAGUUGUUUGGCUGUUUUUCUCCCCAUUUUUAUCUGUGAGGAGGAGUUUCCCGUGGGUAAUUGCUGCAAUAGGAGAUAGUUUGUGGCUACAGUGUCGCAGAGUAAGAGUGUGUGCUCGCCGGAUCGCUCUCCCUCCAUUUUUCAACCACAAUUUUUCUGCAGCCGCAUCCUGCAAUGUAUCUGAUCAGACGAGAGGUUUUGAGAUGGAUGCCUUAAUGAGCCAUGUUCUGUUGUAAUGUAACGCAAUAUAAUGUAAUAAUCCACCUGAGCAUAAUUCCUGCAGCCCUAAUGUUACAUUUAAUUACCUAGUUUUAUCUCAAUUAUGAAAGUAAUACAGAGCACCAAAACGAUCUUGAUCAGAGUUCAAUCUGUAGCUGCAAUUAUUCAAAACAUUGAAGUUCACAUAAUUAUAACUCCCUGAUAGUCUGUUAUACAGUCAGGUUUAUGAUUUGUUUGCUCCUUGUAGGAUUUGAGAAUCUUGAUUUGUAGGAGAAAAGGACAAAAGUAGUCCCAAGUGAACAUGUCUCUAUGUUAAACUGUCCUCGAUCCUCCAAACUUAACCCUGGUGACCCUUUGUGUGCUCCUUCAUCAGUGUGCGGUGAGGAGUUUGUGUCGAGCACAAAACAGGUCAUGACACAUUCAUAUUCUCAUCAUCAGGUAAUUGUGGUAUUUGUCGCAGCGCGAAUUCAGUUUAACCUUUCAUUUAAAUCAUGCGCUCAGCAAAGGUGAAGUCAGGUGAAAUACUUUUGAACGGAGGGUGUCAAGGCACACACACACAAACGUGCCGUAAUGCACACACAAACACAGCGCACAGUACUGCUGUCUUAGUCAUCCUCGUGGUAUUUUUCACAAACAUGCUGUCAUCUUCGGGGGGGUGGGAGGGGGGCAGAGACGGGGCACAUCUAGUUUUGCCAACUAAGUGGGACAUGAUCUGUCUGUCUGUCUGUCUGUCUGUCCGUCCGCCCGUCUGUUUGUCCGUCUGUCUUCACUGUAUUUAUACGGCUCAUAUGCUGUCUGAAUUGAUAGCCAGAGUUUGAACAGUUUCAGAGCAGCCAUGACAUCAUGGCACUGAUUUAUCUAUCGGCCUAGAUGCUGCUAUUUUUUAAUUUAAUAUGAACAACAAUCCAACACAAAGAGACUUGAACCUACACUAAAGGUCCCCUCUAAUAAGACAAACAAAUAAAGCUUUUAUCAUGGCAAAAAAAAGAAUAUUUCUCAGUGAUUGAUCAACAGACGGUAAAGUCUGUGCUGUCUCCAUAAAUGUAGAGUAAAGCUCAGAAGGCCUGAACUGCUGUGUUACAAACUUGAUCGAGCAAAUGCUUGACAUUCAUGCUUCAAAAAUGACUUGGCUUAUCAGAAUAAAUGGGGAGUAAUCUGAUGUGGAGUAAUCAGUGAAACUUGUCACAUAAACGUAUAUGUGACGUUUAGAUUGUCAAGUCUUUGUAAAGCUUGUGUGUGCUGAAUAACAGAUUUGAGAUGAGUCUUUUUAAACAUUGUUUUUUUACAUUCAGAAGGAAAGUUUUUCUGUUCUCAACUCAACUAAAAUCAGAGUUUGUGACGCUUCUAUAAAGAAAACGCAAUGAGCUAAUUAUGGUUGUAUAUGCAACUCAAACAAAUUUUACAGAGAGGUUUCCAGUGAGUGUUAACUGAGUAUUUAUUUUACAUUUCAAUAUCCCGUAUCAAACAUGUAGGUCUAAGAAUAGAUACCAGACUUUCAAGGAGAAACAUAUAGAAGCAUUUCCACUUUUAAUGUAGAAAAAAUACAGAGACCAAAUUCCAAAAACACAAAAACUUUAUGCUUCUUUUCUCCUUUUUUCCCAUUCACAAUAUCCUGAGGAGAUCUAUUUUGAUCAUUUUUCAUCUCAUAAGUUCUUUUCCUUGUGUUAUCCUUUCUCAAACCAAGUCCUGACUUACCCCAGAACAUUUUUUUUUAAUUUGACAGAAUUAUUUUCUCUUUUACCAGUCAUGUUAAUUCAGAAAAGCGCGUGACUAGGAGAAAUCCCCAUUGUGGAUGUAAAAAGAUAAUAAGGGAGACAGAUCCUUCACUCUGUUAAGUAUGAAUGUUGUUUUUCCUUUGACUAGUUAAGGCAGAAACACAGUCUUAAUAUUUCAGCUGUCGUAAGUUGAGUCUUAAUGGUUGGUUAUUUAAUGAGGCUGGUAUAACACAAAUUUGACAUGUCUUUUUCACUCUGUAUAGAACUUAACAAAAACUGAGAUUAAGUUCACCAUGUAAAAGAUGGUGUAUGUAAUGUUAUACUUACUGUACAUAGCAUUGUACAUAGCCUUUUAUACUUUAUAUAUGUCCUGCAUGCUCUUAUUAUUUUCUAUUCUAGUAUUUUACAUAUUAUUCUCUGUUUAAUGUUGCACCAUCACGCCGUAAAAAAUUCCUAGUCUGUGAAUCCUGUUCAUUGACAAUGGCAAUAAAACCCCUUCUGAUUCUGAUUCUACAAAGCUGGAAAAAAUGAGAAACUGAAGACAUGACACUGCAGCAAAUGCACCCUUUUUCUCUCUCUCGUGUGUUUCAAAUGCUCAUUUCCUACUACACUUCCAUAACACGUUAAGAAUUUCUAUACACACAUGUACACACACACGUGUACACUGGCAUCAGUGAGCGACUCUGAACUGUCCAGGAUUGAUCUGAUAAAUGGAACAAUCAUUUCAAGUUAAUCAUGUUCUGCUCAGCUCAUUAGAGAUGAGUCGCUCUCUCAACUCUUAUUGAUUUUCAUGCUGUGCUGCUCCUCUGUAAUUUCUCUCUCUCUCUCUCUCUAUCUUUGUCGUUUCUUUUUCCUGGCCCCUUCUCCUUUUGUGCUGUCCUUCAUUAUCUUAAUUUAGCUUGUUUCACUCGCAUCCUGCUUCGUCUGUUUUUCUUUACUCGCAUGCUGUCCCAACUAGUGUUUCCCUAUUUCCUCUCUCUUCUCACUUCCUCUUUUCUCUCUUUUUCCCCUUCCCCCUUUUGUCCUUUGGUUUCCCUCCAUCUCUCUCCCACUUUCUGCCUCUCCUUCCCUUUUUUUCUCCCGCGGUAGUAGGCAGCAAAUGAGUAUCAGAUGGUUGUAAUCCAAUACUUCAAAUACAGCAGAAGUGAUGACUCGGGUGUUUUUUGAGCUUCUCUUUGAGUGUGUGUAUAUGUGUGAGAGACAUUUUUCUCUCUUUGUGCGCCCAUGUACACACUUCAUAGUUUUCACCCUUCGCCGCCCUUAAUUUCCCUCUCUUCCACAUACUAGUGUUCUCUCCUUCUUCUCUUUCAUUCAUUUUUCCUCCCUCGUUCCAUCUGAUGAGGGACACUUUUGACAGGGUGCAUAAUUUAUAUGCUUCCAGCUCAGUCCAAGCCCUUAAUGCCCUUUGUAUUGAUCUGUCUCUGCAGAAACAACACACACACACACACACACACACACACACACACACACACACACACACACACACACACACACACACGUACAUAUACGCACGCACACAGACUAAGGCAUAAAAAGCAGACAUUUUCUAACUUAAUUUUCUGCUUCUCUGUAACAUACGUCUGCCUGACUGCCGCAGAGAAAUGCUUUUUAUUGAUUUUCAUUUUGUUUGCGUUUCUGCAUCAGCGUGUGCAUACAUACAUAUGUGCGCACUUUUUUGAUAGAAAGAUUUCCCAUCGGCGCAGGAAGCCAUUUUACUGGAAUCAAAAUGAGGACAGCCACAGAAAGAUGUGAUUAUAUGUUUGUGUGAGGAGGGCCGGCCGGUGGUUUGCUUUGUGCUCUGUUCAGAAAGGAGAGCGGUUAGAAUAAGAAGUGACAGAGAGAGAGAGCGAGAGAGAGAGAGAGAGAGAGGGGGAUGAGGGUGGAUGGGAUAAAGACAGAGGAAAAAGAAAAACUCUGACAGAGUCAACUCCAGACUCCACCAGACAUAGACCUGGUUAGUGCUGGACGAUAAUUCGAUAACAAUAUAUAUCGAUCGAUAGACGUGUGGUGCGAUAGAAAAAAAACGGGUCGACAAAAAGUUCGAUAGAAAAACACAGUUUCCCUUUCUUUUUCAUCAUAGCCUAUCAUGUAGCUUUUACUACAGUCAUUGCUUCCUCCCAACCAAUCACAAACGCAGACCCAGGUACGCUACGGCACCGAGCCCAGCCCCUAUCAAACCACAACAGACAGCACGUGUAUUAGAAAAAAUGAUACAGCAAGGAGAAGCGGAGGACAUUGUCCCGAAAAAAGGUUUCAGUAGUUCACCAGCAUGGCAGUGUUUUGGUUUUUAGAAGUCUGACAAAAAGCGAACAGCGGUCGUUUGCAAAAUUUGCAGAGAAUUAGUAAAAACCAAGUCUGGUAACACAACCAACUUGUUCUACCAUCUAAACCGAUCGCACCCGCAGGAGUACGAGCUGUGUCGGCCGCGCCGCGGCUCCACGUCGUCGGAGGAGGAAUCCUCUGGAACCGCUGCCAGCACCAGCACAAAGCAUGUGAAGCAGACCGAACUGGACUUCGUUUCUUGCCAAAAUACGACAAAGCGUCCGAGCAGCAUAAGGACAUCACCCAUGCAGUAACAUGCUCCAUAGCGAGGGACAUACUGCUAAUAACUACCGUUGAAAAGCCGGGUUUUCGACCAGCUUCUAGCCACUCUCGACCCGCGAUAUGAAGUGCCCGGCCGCAAGUGUUUCUCAAACACAGCGCUUCAGGCAUGAAAACGGGUCAGGGGUUGAAAAGGUGAGAAGGGUGCGGAGGAAAUACGUUCCGGUGUUUGCCGUAGGAUGCACCCCUGCAUCCCGUCCACUCAUUCGCUUCUUAAAGUGGAAGAAAAUGAGCUCAUAUUUUACAAAGACGCGAGUAUUUGGAUCAUGGCUACUAGCAGGGGGUGCAUUCGGCAGGGGUGCAUUCUACGACACAACACCGGCGUGGAUAAGUCCUGCUUCUCGUGCUUAGUUUGUGUAUUAAGUCAAUCACAUGAUAAUUAAAAAAAAUAAAUCUCCCGACCCCGGGAGAAAUAUUUCAGUGUUCAGACACCAGGCUGUGGGCAGUUUCCCACACAGUUAAAACUGGUAGUAUGCUAUUCCCACCUAAAGCUAUUCUGUUUAUUUAUAUAUUUGUUUGUUUUGUUUAUUUUCAUCAAAAGACUAUUUAAAUAUUUAUUUAUCAGAUUUUCUGGUCACUUAAGUCUUUAUGUUUGUCAGUAUUUACUGACGUCACUCAGGCCACUUAAGUUGAUUUCUUUUUUUUUUAGUUUUUUUUUAAAAAACUUUCAGUUGUGGUAAAAUAAAAAAGGUGGUUGAAUAAAAGUUUGAAUUUGAAUUCAGUGCUUGUGUGUUCUUUAUUAAAAGUAGGUCAUUAAGCAAUAGCAUAAAACAUCCAGGGCUGCAAUUAAAAUAUAUGUUAAAUAAUUAUAAUAAUUAUAUCGAUAAUUAUCGAUAUCGAUCAAUAUGAUUUAUUUUUUAUCGAUAUGAUUUUUUUCUAUAUCGUCCAGGCCUAGACCUGGUUCAAAUAUGCUGCCCUUCAUUCUUACAGGAACUUCAUGAAAACAUUACAUGAAACUAUGAAUGCUAGUGUGAAAAAACAAAACUUUCAAAUAUCAAUCUUGGAUAGAAAUAUGUUCCCAUCUGCAUUUCUGUAACUUUUUAAUAAUAUGUGGAUUAUCCAGCAAAGUCAUUUGAUGAAUACAGGAGACUGGUCUGAGUUAGGAUGAGAAAUAUCUCUCCAACAUGGCCAGAAUUCAACUUUCAUUUUUGCUAUCUUCAAGGGAAACCACCAUGAACUGUUUUCCUGGAUAUAUCCCAGACAUUGAUGAGAAUCAUGUCAAAUAUGGCUCUGCCUACUAGGGAUGGGUGAUAAAUGAUCAUUCACGAUAAAUUGUCCGAAAAAUCCUCCAUGAUAAAUAUUUGCCAUCUCAUGAUAAAUACAAUAAAUGCAAGUUGAUGACGUAAGCGCGGGCGAUGGACUCGCAGCCAUAGCCCACACAGAGCAGAAUAACAAACAAACAUGGCUGAAGGUAAUGAAGAAGACGUUUCUGAGCAGCUUGUUACUAACCGAGGCUCCACAUGAGGGGUUUCCUUCAAGACUGGUGUUUAGAUGAGUGCAAUCAGGUAUGCCUGACAUCGGACAGUUGAUCUGCUGCUGUUCACUCUGUGCAAUAAGAGUUUUCAACAAAUGUUUAAAAUGUUUUCACAUUUGAGACUUGUUUGAUCAGUUGUCAUCAGUUUUCUCUAUAACCUACCUCUCAAACUUGUAGUUAAGUAUCUUAUUUGACUACUACAACUGGUGGUCUUAAGACAAAAUGAGUCAAAAAUAUAGAUUGGAAUUAUAAUAUUUUUUAUUGAGACUUUUAUCGUUAUCGGCAGAAUGGCAAAUCUUAUUGUGAUAAAUUUUUCAGCCCAAAUCGCCCAUCCCUACUGCCUACCUAAAACAUCAUCAUGAGAAGUUUUUUUUCCCCCUCUGCUAACACCAAGACACCUGCAGUACCAUGUGGUCUGCUUUAUUCUUGUUCCUGGAUCAGAUAAAGAGGCACAUGAAAUACCUGCCAGUACUAAUUUUCACCACAGCCUCAAUGAGAAACCUCCUUGAGAGAGGUUGACACCAUCCUUAAAUCAAAAGCAGUCUACUUCUGUUUUGGUAAUUUUUUAAACAUUUUGAGGAUUUUUUUUUUGAUAGAAAAGUUAAAAUAAUUUAGCUUCAGUAUCCUGUACUGAAGUAUCCUGAGCUUGCUGUAUGUAUUCCAACAUCUAACAUGACUAACUUUUCUGUAGUUUUUCAUUUUACCUCCGCCAAGGAGGUUAUGUUUUCGGUAGAGUUGGUUUGUUUGUUUGUCUGUUAGCAACUUUACGGAGAAAGUUAAAGACAGAUUGACCUGAAAUUUUCACCAGUGGUGCGUCUCAGCCCCAGGAGGAUCUCAUUACAUUUUGGUGGUGAUCCGGAUCGCCUUCUGGAUCCAGGAAUUUUUUGAAGGAUUCUUUAUCAUUGUGAGAUAGGGCAAAUUUUGGAAUUUUUGCAUUUAACUCUAUAAAAAUGGCCAGAGUCUUUAGUAAAAAAUGACACAAAAGGAUCUCAAUGAGUUUUAUGAGGUGUCAAAGGUUGAUCCUGAUCCAGACAAAAUUCUGGAUACUGUGAUCCAGAACACACAAAAAUUAGGGUGUCGUUGGAAUUUUCAAUGCUGAAAGAUAACCAAUGGGCGGCACAGUGGUGUAGAUGGGCGGCACAGUGGUGUAGUGGUUAGCACUGUCGCCUCACAGCAAGAAGGUCCUGGGUUCGAAUCUGGGUCAGGGCAUUUCUUGUUUUAGGAACAUUAUGAACAGUGAACAUACCAGUUUAAACACAAAUAAAAGUUAAUAAAAGACACGUAACAGUGAAAGUUUUGGUGUGAAUCACAAUAUAAGGGGGGACAUGAGCUGCUUGGCGGAGGUCUGCGCUCUCCGAGUGCUUUUCUAGUUUUUCAUUUUUUUAGUUUGUAAUGAAACAUCAGCCUUAUUUUCUUGGGAAACUGGCAGAAAGGUAGAAGAUGUGAGCUCUAAAUGCUCAAACUGAUUGUUUGGCACACUGCUGAAAUACAAUCUAAAAUAUCCCUCCUCCCAUCUGGUAGGGAACUAGGUCUUCCAGACGCAGCACUCCCACUCCUAAUGCUUUCUGUUACACAUCAUAAGUACAUCAUAAAUUCACACUCCCUUGGCCUUGGUCUGAAUGAAUCAAUGAUGUUUUUGGUAUUCAUUCAGCCCUUUCAGAAGUCUAAAGAACCACAGUGAGAGACUGCUUAAUAUUCUCUAAAAAGUAAAAUUAAUGUGACAGGUACAAUACAUGGAGGGCUGUUAUGCUAUUAAUAAAAUGUAAUGUGAGAGAGUCAUUUAUAGUGCAGGGCCUGAUAGAUUAAACCAAGCUCUGUUGCUGUAUAAGGUGAUUUAAGCUUCUUUUAGCUUAAUGUUUGGUUUGUGCAAUUCUUUACUCGAAAUGAGAUGAGGUGAAAUUUAAAACUCAGAAGAGUUAUUUCCCACAGACAAGCUCCAGCAAGCAGUCACACACACUACCACUGAGGGUCAAGUGGAUAUGUGAGAAACAAAGAGGUUCAAAAGACCUGAGGUUUCUUUGGAUUAGAAAACAGUUUUCUCGCUUUUGUCAAUAAAACAGUUGUGAAUAUGUAAGCUCUGUAAAGCUCACUGUCUGCUAGAUGUGCAGAUUUACAACUACAACACUUGAGCUUUUAACCAUUUAUAGGAAGAAACAGGGCGGUUGUGUAUUUAUGCUGAAUAUAACUCUCCUUUGCUGGUCAUCUUUGAUGACUUCUCUUGAGGUUUGUCCCGACUGACUUGAUUUCUUGUCUCUCCUUCUCUCUCCCUCUCUAUUUCUGUCCGUCCGUCUGUCUGUCUGUCUGUCUGUCUGUCUCUCUCUAUCUCUCUCUCUUUCUACAGGCCUUUGUAGCAACAGGUACCAACCUCUCUCUCCAGUUCUUUCCAGCCAACCUGCAUGGAGAUCAGAGGCAGGUCCCCACAAGGGAUUAUGUGGACUUUGAGAGAGAGACAGGAAAGGUAGGACAAGUGCAAGACGUGCACCCUCCACACACACACACACACACACACACACACACACACACACACACACACACACACACACACACACACACACACACACACACACACACACACAGCUUGAAAGGGAAACAUAAGACAAGUGCAAAAUGUGUGUCCAUGCCCCCAAACACACAAAUACGCACACACUUACAAACACUCUUUUUUUAACUCCUCACCUGUUGUGAAAUAUCCACUCAGAUGAGAAUCGUGUUUUUCUUGUUGUUUACAUGUUUAUAUGGCAUGUAUGGCAUAUGGCAUGCCCCAGACUCAGAGAAGAAGAGAGAGCAAUUGCGGAACAAGCGUUAGUGUUAGCGGAUUGCAACGCUUGCAAGAAAGCUAAUUAUGAUAUUAACUUUCAUCAUGUCCCUAAAGACAUUUGUGUCUGAGAGCUGAAUAGCUCCUAUGUUACCUGCCACUUCUACAACACUGACAAUGUUAGGCUGUGCAGAACAGCGCUGUCUCCGCCCACGACUCAGAGGUGAAUUGUUAUAAUGAGCUACUGGAGCUCUGCAGAAGAAAAGCUCUUGAAAAUAUCACAGGUAAUGCAAUUUUGGCUAAAAACUUAAUGAUCACAACUUUAAGACCACUGAGGACACUUUAAGUAGUCAAAAAAAAAAAAAAACGGUCGGAGUAGGACUUUAAAUCUUCUAAAGUUGCCGUAGGGUUGGGAACAUUUCAGCUCUUAAGUGAAAAACCCAACAGACAAACUGCUGAUAAAACCUCGUGUUACAACAUCAGCUGGAUCUGAAAAUAUCUUUGCCAUGUGUGUCAUCCUUUAGUCAUGUGUGUUUGACUCAUCCAGGUUUAUUGCCACAUGAGAAAAUAUGAGACUGUGAAGAGAAAGGCUUUUAAGGAAAUUCUGUCAAAUUCUGUCUCUUUCUGUUCCUUUUUUGGGUGUGUGUUUUUUAAGCUGCUUUUUAAAUCCCAAAACGAACUGCAUUUAAAACACCUUUACAAACUUAUCACACAAAAACAGCUUUAGUUUACAAAGCCUCAUACUUGGUCAUACUUUUUUAUUGGAAGAUACAAACUUCAAUCCAUGAUUUUUUUAUUUCUUGUCUAAUCCUUUUAUUUAUUUUAUUUAUCUACACAGACAAAUUACAAGGAUCAAUUUGCGAUCAGCUCUUAGUUGUGCAGAGUUAAGCUUGUAAACCAGAGUAGGUCUCUCAGAAUAGUUUCACCCUGCAGUGCUUCAAUCUGAUGCCCUCUGUCGUACCAUCCAGCCAACAACACGUUAAAGGCGGUGACCCCAGUCAAACUGAGCUGUUAGUCACGCAUCAGUGAGUUGGUUGAAAACAUUAUUUUCUCUUUUUAUUUGAUAAAGAUCAAAGUUAAACUACUUAGAGAGAUCAGAAACUGUUAGUUUGCUGCUGUUGUCAAGGUGAUAUACACCGCACAGUACAGUGGUGCUGCUGCUGCUGUUGUGUUUAUGUGUAUGUUAAUUGUCUCCCCUGGCGCUGAGCCUGGACUCUGUGCGUGUGUGUGUGUCAGAGGGCCCUCCACGGACACUGGCCAGCUGAAAUGAAUGCCGACUGGCGGCUCAUUAAAAAUGCAUUCUGGGGAAUCGAUGGACCUCCAUGCCCCAAGGCUGACGGACUAAUCUCUCCCCGUUAAUUAUUUAACACAAGUGCCCUGAUGGCUGGGAAUGAUGUUUGUGUGCAUGUGUGUGUGUGGGCUCGUGAUAACGGGCGGCAGGCAUUUUGCAGACAAGUUCCUGAUGUGGCGUGUGUGUCAGACAAAAAGAGAGAGAGGAGGGCUGCAUAUAUGUGUGUAUGGCAGCCUCAGAGCGGGGCUGUGUGUGUGUGUGUGUGUGUGUGUGUGUGUGUGUGUGUGUGUGUGUGUGUGUGUGUGUGUGUGUGUGUGUGUGUGUGUGUGUAAGAUGAUACUCUUUUCUCUCUCACCUCUGCGGUGCUCACAGAUCUAUGAAGUUUUAAUGAGGCUGGAAGUCGUCAACGUAAAAUAAGUUUCACAGAACUAAAGCCAAGCGCUCCCUCUCCUCUUCCCCUCUCUCACACACACACACACAAAUAUUCAGAUGUGAGGAUCCAGAUGAACUUGCUGACAGCCUUCUCGGUCAUCAAUUUUCACUGUAGUAUUCACCCCAUAUCAGUGAAGUGUUGUAUUCAUAAAGCUCCGAUGAAGCACCAGUGUACGCCUUCAGUCCCCUCUUCAAUGUGAUCUUAAUUUAUACUCCACGUGUAUUAAAAGGGACAGCUGAGGGUUGGAUGUGGUGUGUGGAGCGAUUUACAGUCAAGAGAAAUACUGUUUAGAAGAAAGUGCAUAAACUCGCUCACUUAUUCCUGUGCAGUCUUGAACUGUGUACCAAGUGUACAUUUUCUGCAGUGUUGCUUUACCACAAGUUCAGCUUUCAUUUCAUGCACAUACCCACAAAGAAUCACACACACACAACAACAAACACACACACCCCGCUGGACCUCCCUGUAGAAUACAACUGUCAGGCCAAGGCAAGGAUCCUGUGUACGUUGCAACUUUUCUUCCUAAUUACUGUCAAUGCUUAACUACUUGCUCACAAAAACAUUCACAUAGAAACAUCCACAGCUUGGUGAUGAUCCUUUUUUCUUUUGGUUGUUUCUUUUAUUCCAGGCAUCUUUUAAACACCUCGUAAAAUGGGUUAAUGUCCGAGUAGAUAACACUGACAAUAGCUUCAAAAAAAGAGCACAAAUGUUUUGUUUUGUUUUUUUGGAGGGGAAAAGGAAAAAGAGGGAGAUGAUACAGCAGCUAAGAAUAUGUUCCUGGAGGUUUCAGGUAACCUCGUUUCCCUCUAUUUCUUUAUUUUUUUUCUUUUUCAAUAAGUUUUUUUCAGUCUCCAGCUUCCCUUCUUUUUCCUGAGUUUGUUAUUUUUGUGGCAUUUUAAACAUCCAAAGUCCUCCAUCACUCCAGCCUUUCCGCUUUCCAUUCCCUGUACUUUUUGCUUACAUCCUCAUUCCCGCUGUACAUCCCUCUCUCUCUCUCUCUCUCCCUCCCUCUCUUUCUCUCUCUCUCCCCCCCUCUACUUUCUCCCCCUUCUUCAUUUCCAAACACUGACAGUGCCAAACCAAAAGGGUAGUACAGCCAUGUUAAACUUGGCAGCACAAUAUAAUGUGUGUGUGUGUGUGUGUGUGUGCGUGAGUGCGUGUGUGUGUGUGUGAGAGAGAAAGAGAGUGUGUGUUUUUGAGAGAGAGAGAAAGAAAGACAGAAAGGUUUUGAAAGACAGAGAGAAAAAGAGUAAAAGUAGAGGCUUUCAUUGCAGGGCUAAUGGGAGCCAGCUGUGGAUGAGGUUAAUUUUAGCGUCAGCAGCUAACUUGCUAGCAAGCAUCAACCAAGCCCCAGGCAUGAAUUUCAGCAUCAGCAGCUGGCUUACCAGCAACCUUUGUGGCCAAAAAUACUGGUGAAGUUUGCUCAUUUUGAAGUUAAAGUUCUGUAGUGGUCCUUGCACACAAAAUACAAUAUAACCAAAACAUGGACACCCCCCCAUGAAUGAAGAUAAAAUUUUUUGACUCAAAUGUGUUUAAAGGUUAGGGAAGGAAAAAAAAACACUUAAAACAGCUUGUGUUGUCUCCCCUAUUUAAUAGCGCACAUGUGAGGAGUUUUAUUGCGGGUUAUAAAGCAGCUUAUUGUCAGCACUGGUGCCUCUGUGAACAAUACAAAAGCCAAUGAGAACACCAGCAAAAAGACCAAUAUCUUUAGAGAUUUGAAUAUUUGCAGCUCUCGCUGCCCACUCUCACAGUCUUACUCAUGUGUUGAGCAACACCAGCAAAGGGAUGAGAGGUUGACUUUGUCCACAGGAGGCCCCAAAAUAUCUAUCAAGAACAUUUUUCUCUUUUUCCACUUACUUUAAAAACUUGGAGACCCUUUCAGUUUUUCCCAUCAAUUCUUCCAUCCUUUCAAUAAUCCAUCUGUUUGUCAUUAAAACACAGUUUGAUACAUCUGUCCUUAUAUAUGUCCAUCCAUCCAUCCAUCCAUCCAUCCAUUCAUCCAUCCAUCCAUCCAUCAGUUUAGAUGUCAAUCAAUUGUCAUCUAAACUAGCUAUUCAAAUGUCAAGACAUCUGUUAAUCAAUCCAUACAUAGGCUACAUACACUACAGGCCAAAAGUUUGGAAGCAAGGCCAUUACAGGCCGAACAGUUGGGAGUAACUUCAAGUUUUUGUUCACAAUGUUUUUUUUUUAAAUCCAGCAUGAGUUUUAUGUAUUUUGGGAUGUAUUUACUCCAUGAUCAGAUGUUGCUUACAUAGAAAUGCACCAUUUUACUCCAUUUACCUUUAGAUAUACAUUGAUGUUAACAGACUAUUGCUAAAUAUAUGUCAGCAAAAGAUAAUAAGGGCUUAGUUGCAGGGUCGAAAACAUUAACAAGAGUCACAACUUCAGUGCAAAAGCAAAAAAACAAAUCACAGUUGGAUUAUUCACUUCAACUUUUUGGCUUUUGAGAGUCUGCAUACAAAAAUCCUAAUAAAUCUCAACUGCAUUCAAAAUACUGCAGAAAUGGCUAGAAAGAAGCAACUGAGUAAAGAAACAAAAGUACAGAUUUGUACAUUGAGGAAAAAAGGAUACACAGAAAGAGAAAUUUGCAAAAUGCAAAUGAGAGUUCCUACAAAAGCAGAGGAUAAACAUAUCAUUGUCACCGGUAAGAGAGAUCGGCAAAAGACAGCACCAAAAAUAAGGGAGGAAAUCAACAUGACAAGGUCAAAACCCAUAUCUCUGACAACUGUGAAAUGACGUUUGAGAAAGGCUGGUCUGAAGGGUUGUGUAUCUGCAAACAAACACUACUUCGUCCACAGAACAAGAAAAAGAGAUAUGAGUGGGCAAAAGCUCACAAAAACUGGACUUAUGAUGACUAGAAACAAGUUCUCUGGACCAAUGAAAGCAAGUUUGAACUGUUUGGUUCAAAACACAGAGCCUAUGUCCGCAGACAAACUGGUGAACGUCUGAAAGCACCAUGUGUUACACCCACAAUUCAGCAUGGAGGUGGUAGUUCCAUGGUAUGGGGAUGUUUUGCAGGUGAUGGAGUAGGAGAUUUGUUUGAAGUUAAGGGUAUCAUGAAGAAGGAACAGUACCACUCCAUCCUCCAGCACCAUGCUGUUCCAUCUGGACUCAGACUUGUGGCUCAUAAGUUUGUUUUGCAGCAAGACAAUGACCCUAAGCACUCUGCCAAGCUCUGUCAGGGUUACCUAGACAAAAAAGAAGAGGGAGGUGUUCUUCAAAAGAUGGUUUGGCCCCCUCAGUCUCCAGACCUUUCUCCAAUUGAGCUUGUGCGGGAUGAAUUGGAUUGAUCGGUCAGAAAAGCACGUCCAACAAAUCAGCAGUCUCUUUUUAAUAAACUUAAGAAAGCUUGGAAUGCAAUCCCUGGAACAUACCUUAAAAAACAUGUUGAACAAAUGCCUGGUAUAUGCCAAGCUGCUGUUAAAGCCAGAGGAGGUUACUUUAAAGAAAGCAAAGUCUAAGCAACAAUAACUCAAAUACCUAAUAAUUAUAGUCAAAAUGUCUUCUGAUAAGUUACUCUUUACACAAUAGUCAUGUUUAUUGUGUUGCAAAUUAUAUGAAACUAUGAUCUUUUCUUGUACAAAUCUGAUCUUGCUUCCAAACUUUUGGCCUGUAGUGUACAUACAAACACCAUUUGUUUGGAUUAGCCAUUCAUCAUCCACCCAUCCUCUGUCCAUCCAUUCAUCCAUUCAUCUACUCAUCUACCAAACCAUCAGUCCAUCAGUUCAUCAAUCAGUUCACCCAUUUUUCCAGUAUAGAUUCAUUUACCUGGUUAUUUAUUUAGUUAUUUGGUUAUUUAUUAAUUUGAUUUUUGUUAUCCAACAUUUAUUUAUUUUUAUUUAUCCAUCAUCUAUCCAUUCAUCCAUAUAUCCGACAGUCUAUCUAUCAAGUUAUUCUUCCACCUGUCCUUCCCUUCACCUAUCUAUCAUCUGUCUUUUUAUCUGAUAAACAGGUUUCAGGGGUAAACCCUUUAUUAUCAUUUUUAUGUACUGAAGUUGUUGAAUCAUAACAGAAUUCCUCCUCGCUCUUCAAAAUCAUUUCAUAUCAGCAUUUUGUUAGUGAAAAGGUUUUAAAUGUACUUGUUCUUUUACUCGUUGUUUGAAUGUUCCCAUAACUUCAAACAUAAACUUACCUUUAGUGUUUCUUCCUUUUGUCAGAAUUCUGUUUGUGGUUUCUUUUGUGUAAGGAAACGGACCUAAAACAGGUCUUCCUCUUUUGUCCUGCUCCACUGUUUCAUCUAUUGUAACUACAUUAAAACAUGUCUUUCUGUCUAGAACAAGUAUUGCAUAAAGUAUUUAGAAUAAAACAUCGAAGAUGUGCCACACUAAUUGAAUAUGUAGGUCACAGUUUCACCUCAAAUGUCUUGUGUCAAGGAAAUCAGGAACAAAGGGAUGUCAAGGUGAGCAGGGAACUACAGAAGCCCCAUUUUGGGGGGAGGUUUGCUUUCUUUUGUUUUCCUAGCCCUGAAUUUCUCAGUUAUAAAUUAUUUGGAACACCAAGAUUUCUAGUAACAAAAUGUGAAUUGUGAAACAGAAAACUGUACUCCGUACCGACUGAUUACCGGUGGAAAAGUUCAAACUUAAGAAGAGACUUUAUACAAGACUGCAACCACAGGAAUUAGGCUGAAAGUUUCAGGCUGUUGGUGGUUGUGUGUUUUUUCUCAUCUGUGUACUGUACUGGGACAUAACAGUGAGUGUGACUGCACACACAGUACCCAUGCGUGCUGAUGAGAUGGUGGUGCCAGACUGAGCUCACACACAGAUGCACACAAAUAUACACACAAACAAAGUGUAAACAAAACUUAAACACAUGAAAAAGACUGAAAAGAGGCAGAAAGAGAGAGAAACAUCUAUCAUCUGUCAAACAUCAGUUAAAGAGACAGAAACAUCUGUCUUGUGUAUGAACAAAUACUCAAAAGAUAACCAAUUCCCAUCAGCUCAAGCUCGAACUGAUCAUAGUGUCAGUUCAGGCAGACCCAAAAGUUAAAGGGGUAUUCCGGUGUAAAUUUAAGUUAUGGUCAAACACAUCGUAACACCGAGUUAGACACCCCUUCAAGAGAUGAAUGAUGCCAACUGCUUGCUACUCUAGUUAUACCAACUUUAGUAACGACCGCAGAUAGCAAUACACAGCACUGUACUACUCCACGUGCAAACCUCAACCCAAGAGCCACUCUAUGGCCACAAAUAAUGCUCAGAACAGCACCUAACUUCAUCAACAGUACAUAUAGGGUCCUAGCCAUCAAACGUCUUUUUAGCUUUGCCUGGUUUGUUAAGCAAAGAGACUAAACACACCUCACCCACUCUCCUCCAGCAUCCGCUCGUUUGUGGGGGAGCCUGACGAGGCAAUCACUGAGCGCAGGUGAGUUUUGCAGCUCAAGGAAGAACAAUUAUGAAUUUUACUUCAAGGGAAUGCAAUCAGACUGAGACACUAAGGCAGAAGAACUACUGCGUCUGCAGUGCAAAAUGAUUACUAUGAAGAAUAUUACUUCAAGGAAAUGAUCCGCUGCACUCGGUGAUCUCAACUCGUCAGCGGUGUCUAACUUGGUGUAAUGGUGUGUUUGACCCUAACUUAAUUUUACGCCAGAAUAUCCCUAGCUCAAAGUACAUUUGUUGAUUCCAGUGCUUGCCUACAGCAGCUCAGCCAAUUACUGUCUAUAUAUCUAAUUGGUAAAUAUCAAAAUGGGUAUUCUCUCCAUAGACCACUUUAGCUUGCCUAAUAUUGCUGCUUCCUGCACAAACUGCUCUGCAAUCCUGUUUUCUCCUCUUUAUGCUGUGUCUGAUUUGUAGUGUCAUUACUGCUCUGUUUGUACCCUUGAGGUCUUAGCUGCUGUUCUCCCUGCCAUGGCAUUUCUUGUAUGAAAAUGAAACAGCAGGGAGGUGUGCUUUACUUGUCUCAUGCUUUGUCAUCCCAGUGACAAUGCAGGCUCCCUCAGAUCAGAGCCGUACCACCAAAUAUUACUAAUUGCAUGUAAAUAAUGAUUCUCUUUGGUCUUGACUUAACUUUGUAUCUGGUACUAUUAAACAAACAUCAAUGUUUCAUCACACUUAGUAAUAAAGUGAACAUGUUUAACAUUAUGCCUCCUAACUUUAAGCUCAUGGGACAUUAUUGUGAUGAUGAAUUAUGUUAGCUUGCUUUUGUUAAUAUUUAGCUCUGCUGCAGGAUGUCUCUAACUUUUUAUCCCCCUAACUCUUUUAUGUUUGCGCAACCUCCAUCCCAUAUUAGAUCCCGCUGUUCCCCGGUCAUAAAAGUUAUUACUGAUUAAUAGGAGUCAAUAAAAUUUGGGCAAAUAUGGACACAGCUGUCACUAACUGAGCAAAUAUUUUGUCGCUACUGGGCAGCCCUGCAGCUCCACACCUUGAACGAAACAAUUACAGCUCGUGAAGAAUAGGAUGCUCAAUAAAAAAGCCUGUAUUUGUACAAAAUAUGAUCCAUCCAUCUUGACUUCUCAAAAGGCUCAGUAAUCAAACUAAGUUUAAGAGAUUUUGCCCUUAUCUGGUACAAAGGUUUGCACAGAAGCUGUACAGCACUGCUGUUUGUGGAGGGUUUGUACUGCCAAGACAACUAUUUCUGGAGCCAGAGAGAACAGUUUAAUAGGUGCAAGAUGUUUUGGUUUAGAGACUACAGUAGAUGAUGAUGUGCUGACUGUUCUUCCCACAGCUGUAGCACAAGUCCAGUCUUUUCAAAACAUAAACUUCUCUGUAAAAAUAUUAACUAUAAUGUAUCCCCUUGAACUGAGUGUCAGGGAACUAUUUCAGCUUAGCAUUGAAGUUUGUUUUUGACUUGUUUUGGUUUCCUUCUGUGGGAAAAGGGAGAAAGCGUUUUUUGACUUGGUCAUAUUCCCCAUUUUCUAUUCACAGAUGUUGUCAAAGCUCGCCGCCAUAAAGGAAUUUCAAAGUCACACACGCUCCUCUUGAAGUAAUUUCUUAUCUGGCUCCUCUGUUGCCCUCUAAUUUAGUCAUCAGCCUUCAUGAUCCUCCUCUGCUGCCAGCAUAUCAACAUCUUGUGUGUGGUGUGUGUUGAUGUAUGGCGUUCGUGUGUGUGUGUGUGUGUGUGUGUGUGUGUGUGUGUGUGGGCUGCGUGCGCAGUGUGUGGUGUUAUGUUUCCUUUUGAACAGAAGCUGUGCCACCGGUGCGUGACUUGUCAGUGACAUCAUCAAAGUGAGACCACUAAUUGGUUCCCUCUGCUACUGCUGCUCUGCAUCCCGCAGUAUGUGCCUAUGUGCGUGUGUGUGUGUGUGAGGUUGUGUUUUUACAUCUUGUGCGUCCUCUGUGAUUGUUUUAAAGAUUUAAUGGAGCUCAUAGAGUUUAAAUCUGAGUAAGUGGUCUGCUGUCAGCCUCACUCAGUUGGAGUCUCCCUGUUCAGAGAUAUUACUGCAUAACAAAAGCUCUCAUGCAAACACACACUCACACACACACAACACCAUCGCCAUCUCCUCCCACAGGGUUUCAUAUUUCCUGCUCCAGGCUUCAGACUAAUGACCACACCUACUCCGAUGGUCCACAUGCUCUUUGUGUGCAUCCCAGUGACUUUUGUUGCCAUUUUGUCUUUGUGUUUGGGUGAACAUCUGUCCAUGCAUCUGAUUUAAAGACCGAAAAAAACAGAAUGAAUAUGUUUGUUGGUCUGUAUUUGAGUGGAAAAACAGAGACACAAAACCGUGAGAGACAGGUCAGUCUGGUGUGAAAUCCAGCAUGUGCAUGUCAGCGCCAUCUCUCUAUUCUUAGUCCUACUCUUCCAGUAACUGUUGGCUGAGCUGCACCAAAGUAUGCAGCACCACUCACCUGAAGUUUUCCCUGUUUGUAAACGUGUUUGUUUAUGUUAUUCAAAUGUCUUCAAACGUUUAACAUGACAGUAUGAAACACUGUAUAUGUGUCUGUUAUAUGUCUGAGUACACGUCCAAUGAUGAAGUGUAAAAUGAUAAACUGGGUCUGCAACACAUAAUGCUGUUGCUUGAUCAGUGUGAAAGAAAGUUUGAAGACGGAUAGCUGGUUGUUACAGGCUUGUAACAUGAAAAGGGCUCAUCAUGUGUAACAUGAAGGGCUGCUCAUGGUGAAGCUUUAGCGAUAUUUCAAGGUCUGACAUCCCAGGAUUUCAGUUUAACUUCCCACAACUUUACUACUGUCAACAUUAUUAUCGUUUUUAGGAAAAGAAAAUGCUAUAACAAACCCUUUAUUACAAUUUUACCAACAAACAUUGGUUUUGGUUAAUCAAAGCAGACACAUAAUGGUCAGUUCUUUCUUAUUACCUCCACCAAGGUGGUUUUGUUUUCGGUAGCGUUGGUUUGUUUGUUGGUUUGUUUGUUGGUUUGUUUGUUGGUUUGUUUGUUUGUUCGUCUGUUAGCAACUUUACAGAGAAAGUUACAGACGGAUUGACCUGAGAUUUUCACCAGAGGUGCGUCUCAGCCCCAGGAGGAUCCCAUUACAUUUUGGUGGUGAUCCGGAUCGCCUUCUGGAUCCAGGAAUUUUUUGAAGGAUUCUUUAUCAUUGUGAGAUAGGGCAAAUUUUGGAAUUUUUGCAUUUAACUCUAUAAAAAUGACCAGAAUCUUUAGUAAAAAAUUACACAAAAGGAUCUCAAUGAGUUUUAUGAGGUGUCAAAGGUUGAUCCUGAUCCAGACAAAAUUCUGGAUACUGUGAUCCAGAACACACAAAAAUAAGGGUGUCGUUGGAAUUUUCAAUGCUGAAAGAUAACCAAUGGGCGGCACAGUGGUGUAGUGGUUAGCACUGUUGCCUCACAGCCAGAAGGUCCUGGGUUCGAAUCUGGGUCAGGGCAUUUCUUGUUUUAGGAACAUUAUGAACAGUGAACAUACCAGUUUAAACACAAAUAUAAGUUAAUAAAAGACACGUAACAGUAAAAGUUUUGGUGUGAAUCACAAUAUAAGGGGGGACAUGAGCUGCUUGGCGGAGGUCUGCGCUCUCUGAGUGCUUUUCUAGUUUACCAUCUCAAAUCUUUCUAAAAGUUGUUUAAAUGAGGAUUUUCCCUGCUUAGAUGGAAGAGACCAUUGAAACAAAGUUGUUUUGCAUAUUAAAGAUAUUCAUUAUUCUUUAUUGGAGUUAUAAGUGUUAUGAUCUUUGGCAAAAAUCUCUUUGUCAUUCUGUCCCCUCUGGUUUUCUAACUUGAUCUGCAAGCCUGUGUCUGGAUUUGCAUGAUAUUUCCAUGCCUAUGCAAGCCAUAGGAACAAACAGUGGUUUUGGCUCUCCAGUGUGCACAAAGAAGGCUUUGCAUGUCAAUGAUGCACAUUAGUGUCUGCAGGCAGUUGGAGGCCCAGACAGGGUGAGGGCAAGCACAGUACAAACUGCCAGUGAACCUGUGAAUAAUUGCUUUUUGAUCAAAGACUAGAUAGGUUUUUUUUACUUUUUUUCAGUUUUGUAAUUUGAAAGACAAAUGGGGUGGUAGAGCUGAAGAGUGAUGGGGCUUUGAUGAUGAGUUUUGGUAGGUAGUUUACCUUCAGAGGUUUCAAGCGAAAGUUCACUCCUCACAGAAGAAAAAAGAAAUACACAAGAAAAACAUGAGUCGUGAGUAAAGUUUUAAUGUCACAGUGAGAGCUUCACAGGUCAAUAUCCCUUCACCCUUGGCUCCUCCUUCUUUGAAGCACAAAGCCGACACUACACCAUGUUUAACCUUAAUGCUCCGACUGUCCAUCAUGAGAUGUUUGUGUGUUUUCUGUUUUUCAGCCUUGGUAAUUACAGGGAGGGAAAACAGAGGAAGAGAGAGUGAUCAUGCAGAGGAGAGUACCGUACUAUUAUCCUUACUUACUUUCAUACUGCUGUUAGUUUGGCAGGUGGUGUGUGCAUCUGUGUGUGUGUGUGUGUGUGUGUGUGUGUGUGUGUGUGUGACUGAGACCAGUAGACGCUGCAUUCAGAGAAUAGAGGAACAGAAGGCCAGUAACGUGCUUUAUCUCCACCUGCUGCCAUCACCCCUGACACACACACACACACACACACACACACACACACACAGCUUCACCUCCUUGCUCUCAUUGUUGUACCUCAUCUGAUUUUCUUUCACUUCCCCCUUCUCGUGUGUCUUUUUCUGUCUUUGUCACUUUUUCUCAUACUUCACACUUAAAUGAUUGUCAUUGUCUCCCUACAUUCUUAUUUUGUGGUCAAAAGGCAAAAAGUUCCAUGUCUUCAAUACUUCUCUGUUGUUUUCCCAUGCUGCUCCUUAGUUUGAUUAAUUUUCAUACCACUGCCUGCAGACUUUUCAGUCAUUACUUAGUAUUUACAGUUGAGCUUUUAUCUCCAGUUUUAAUUUCAGGUGGUCUACAAUGCAGGUGCACUAACACAGGGAAAAACCCACAAAUGCUUUGGUCUGACAGGGAAGAAAAGAGUGAUAUGCUAAAUGGAAGCAAACAAUGUGUGACUCAUUCAGUCAAAGAGAUCUUGUCAGAACCUCUGUCUGAGUUCAGGAAUUAUUUGACUGUGUUUAAGGAGUGAUACUGACUUCAAGCAGAAAAUUAUUUUUUGGCAGCUUUAGAGGAUGUCCCUCUUGUCUAUGUCUAAGAUAAUAGCAGCUCUUAAGUAUUUUUCUUUUUGGUAAAAAGAAAGAAAUUACGAUGAGGCUGUCUAGAUAUCAGAAUUUUCACCUCAUAAUGAUCGUGGUCUUAAAAUAUCACAGUAACCAUGUUAGCUAGAUAUUUAGAGAAAACUUGAAGCUUAAAACAACACGGUGAGUGAAAUUAAGGAAAGGCAAGAAACGGGUGGGGCAUGGGUUAUAUAUCUUCAUUGAUAUCACAAGUCCAUUAGUUUAACUAAUCAACACAAUUAACAAAGAUAUCAUCAUUCAUGGUCAAAUUUAUGACUUAUCCACUGAAACUUCUUUGGAGACGGCCUGCGUCAUAAAAAUGAUUGUUUGUUGUGCUUUAUUUUUAUAUUGCUCCUGUUUUACUUGAGGAUAACAAAAGGAUGAGGAUAUGACUGCUAAUUAUCAGCUUCUCUAGAUACUGUUCCUAAUGCUCCAUUAGCCAGUGUAGUCAUUGGUCCUCUAUAUAAAAAAGAGAGAUCAUUAAAUGUUGUGAAUCCAGUGAUUUGUGUAGCUUAGAGUUAUUACUAGCAGAUUUUAAAUCUGUACUACAGCACACAGCAUUUUAUUGGAGCUCAUACCAGCCACUAUCACUGCUGCCUGGGUAUUACCUGAAACAAAUUUCAAGCUAAAAGGUUAGCUCUGAGAAAACCUCAGGGCUCUUUUCUCUGUUGCGGUAAACAUUCACAUCGGUGAUGCCAUUUUUCAUUGGCUCACUAACCUUUUGCUCUUUGUAUGUAAUGGUGGAGUGAAUACUGCUACCUAGUGUGUUGGAAUAUGUAAAAUUAUCAAUAAGUGAGAUUAAAUUGUAUGAUAAGAAUAAUGAAUAUUUAUCAAGUGGUGCUUUUAUUGUGCGGACAACUCAACCCCCUACUAUUUAUUGUAUAUCACUGUAACAUAUUGUCACAAGUGUGUUUUUCUAAGGCUGGAAUUUUCUAACAAAAUCGAUCGUGCUUACAAUCCAAUACGUCUUCUAAAUCUGUCAUUCUUCACUGUACAGAUUUUAAAUUAUGUGAACAGUCUUUGCUCUCAUUCCUCUCUUCCCAUCCUCAUUUAUUUUGCUACGACAAGGCGCUCACGCUGAAGUGGAGUUAGUUGCAGUUCUUAAUUCUUGGUUUCUGGCUGUGAAAGAGCUGUAGCAAUCAAGACAACCCUGGGUGUGAAUUCCUCACAGGAAAGUUUCCUUAUCUGAUCCCAGGAAACAGGAUAUAAAUCUUUCCAGACUUGUUUACACUUUCAGGUUGCCUAAGUGACCCAACCGGAGGUUGACCAAACUUCUGACUCUUCACGAUUGGUCAAUUCGGAGAACAGAGACAGAGUUUUUAUUACCUUUUAAACUGACUCCAUCACUGACCAUCUAAAUAAACACUAAUGUCUCAACCCAGAUCUCCCAUUUGAGAUUUAGCGUCUUAAAGUGUGUGAACAUACGGACCCCAGGAAAAGGGGGGGACACUGACCUCCAGACCUCGGUCGUAAAACCCUGCUCAACCAUACACUGAUAAAGACUACAUUCCUUUGGUGAAAGAAUACAAAUGACUGAUCAUGACAUCUUAUGCAUUCAGCAAUGUACUAAUCUGUCUAAUCAUGAAAUUUGUGUUGAAAUGAGAUGUUUCCCGUUUUUCUAUGUGCUUCAGAAGCCAAAUUAUCACUCCGGAUAUCUUUAGACCAACAGCUUUUCAGACUGUUUCAUGAACUGUUAAGAGUUAAAUUUAUUGACUAUGGCUCAUAACUUAACUCUAUGAACACAGAAAUAGUUUAGAAAUGUUUGGUUUAUAUUUUAAUCGUUUAUUUAGUAUUUUUAACCAUUAGGUGGUUAUAAUAUCAUUGAAUAAUCUGAAUGUGAGUAUUUAGAAUCCCUUAUUAAUCAUGAUGACGUUCAUUCACAUGUGUUUACUCUUUUGUUGUUCACAGUUUCCAUGUGUUACUAUCUGUUUCAUUUCAGAGUAAUUUAGCAUGUUCAAUGUGAUACUUAAAACAUGAUGAGAAUGUUUGAUGUGAUCCUACACUUCAUUCAUAUGUGUUUAGUGUCAAAUUAUUUAUCAUGGAACCUAGCAUUCAAUGAUAUUAAUCAUAGUGAGUGAGUAUCAGAUCUGACUCUUUUACCAGCCAAAAGAAUAAGUUAGAUCAAAUAAUCAGAGAUUCCACGACCCCUCCUUUCUCCUCACACACACCCCGGAAACACUCCCAGUGUGAGAAGAUAAAACCAGUGAAGUGGGGUUGCUCACUCUCUUCUGCUGACUCUCUUGUCCCCGGCUCUUAUGCCUUUUUUUCUCUUGUGUGCUGACUCUCCUGUCUCUCUUAGGCCCCUUACUCUUGGGCCCUUCUCUUCUGCCCACACCCUUCUGUGGUGCGUUUCUUUGUUUUCUCUUAGAACUUUUUCUUGGUCUACUAAGUUUUACGCCACGUGUUGAUUCACGUUGAUUUUUCUUUAACAUCGUCUUAGUUCAAGUUUUGAAACUUCAACUUUUUGUGCACAUAGCAAUUCAAGAUUAAGCCUUUGAUUGAUUUUUCUUUAAUUUCGCGAAGCCAUUUUUGAAAGUUUUCUCUGCUCUUCGAGCCUCGUUUUUCUGAGUUUUCUGCGUGAUUUCAAAGUCACCUCCGAACGCAACCCAACAGGCCCAGGUCAUCCUCUGUGCCAGAGUUUUUGAGUGAGACCAAAGAAGUACCCAAACGAGCAUCCACAGGAUCCACAGGCGCUGGCUUUGCUUCCGGCCCGAGUGCUGCAACUCCUGGCUCAUCCUUCGGCUGACUUCAGUCGUCUUCUGAGCUGAACCGCUCGAACCGCCAGUAGCCCGGACCUUCGGAACCUGCUCCAUCUUCUCCAAGGACCAGUCUCACUUAAGUAUGCAAACUUCCAGAGCGCCAAAGAGGGCUGUUGCUGUCUCAUGCGUUCAUAACUCAGAUAUCCACCUAUUUCUGGUGAUCUUAGAUUCCUCCAAAUCCACAUCCGAGUUUAUCUCGACACCAAAGUUAGUGUAGGUUAAUAUGUUAGCGCAUAUUCACUCACUAUCAUUAACUUUAGUGCUCCUAGCCUGACUCAGAAUCUUUAUUUAUUCACCUAUUAUUAUUUUAUCCUCAUUAUCUUCUUAUCAUUUAUUGCAUGUGUGUUGUACCAUCAUUUAUCCUGUAAUAAACAGAUCAUUAUUUUUCUAAGUUCCUGUCUGUUAGUGUUCUUCCAGAAGUGGAGUCCCUGAAAUUAGAAUUUCGACUUAAGAUAUGAGACUGAUUAAUUAAGACUGAUUAAUUAAAACUGACUUGAUGUUUGAUUUCUGAAUUAAACUUUUGUUUUCUUUAUUUUCCCACCAUUAAGGGUGGGUGGUGCCCCUUUCAACGAGUGCAUAAAUGUCAUAAUUUGAGAUUAUUAAUCUUCAGACAUUUAUUAUAAAUUCCAAUCGCCAAGUAUUAUUUUGGUGCGGCCUUGUGAGGCUCAUUUCAAAUCGCUACAUAUAUUUUGGUGCGACCGUAUGAGGCUCAUUUCAAAUCACUACAGAGCUGCAGUGUGUUGUAGAGAGAAAGCCUGAAUCAGGAAUGAUUCAUGUGAUAUGAACUCCAGUGUCACACCAUCCCAGCAGCAAUCCUGGUUUACUUUUAGUUUUCAGUCACUGUUCAUUUUCAUCACGUGUCUGUGACUGGAGAAGAACGAGAUAAAAAUGAGUGAUUGUGAAAGGGAAAGAAGGAGCAAUGCCAAAGAGAACGCACACAAAAGAGAAACAGAAGAAAGAAAGUGUGAAAAAAUAAUGAGGGAAGAAAAAAAAGAGCAAGUUGUCUGUGACUGGUUGCUGAGUCAGACACAUACACACGCACACACACGCACGCACACACACACACACACUUACAGCGCACGUAAUUAGUGUGAACAACACACAUACACACAUUUACAGACAGUCACUAGAUCUCAUCUUUUAUCUAAAUGGUACACAAACACACACACACUCACACACACACACACACACACACACACACACACACACACACACACACACACACACACAGAGCUUGAAUGUCACUCAGUCUCCCAGACGCUCUGAUAGUCAUUGAUGUAACAUUCUUCUAGAUAAUAACAUAAUUACUACACUAAAUCAGCUGAUGCCUCCAGCUCUGACAGUUUACACACACAUAAACUCACACACACACACACACACACACACACGCACACACACACACACUGUAUCUGUGUACAGUGCAAAGGAGGAAUGAAAUUGAAGGGCGCCACACUCAGUAUGUUAAAAAAAUAAGAAGGAAGAUCAGAAAAAUUGAAGCCUUUUUUGUGCUUUUUGUAUCUGAAUAUUAUAGUGUGUGUGUGUGUGUGUGUGUGUGUGUGUGUGUGUGUGUGUGUGUGUGUGUGUGUGUGUGUGUGUGUUGUUUAUUUGAAUUUAACCUAUGUACUUGUCAGCAUGAUUUACUGUGUUCAUGUGUGGGCGAGACAAAGUGCCACGAUUCACAAGACAAAAACACUGAUACCCUUUGUGUUCACACACCUCGUGGGCCCUGUUAUGUGUGUGUGUGUGUGUGUGUGUGUGUGUGUGUGUGUGUGUGUGUGUGUGUGUGUGUGUGUGUGUGUGUGUAUGAGUGUAGCAGUGGGCAGUUGUGCUGACUAAAUGGUUGGCACCACGCUGAAUGAAGGGCACAAUGCCAACAGAUCCCUCCACAUCUGCGUCACACACUGUCUGCCAACACUAUUUCUCACACACACUUACACGCAUUAACACACACAUUCAUGCACAAAGACUCACACAGAGCGUAGGAAGCUCUCGCAGCAGCUCUGGAGAAAAAGAUCAAAAAGAGAGAUUUUCCCCUUUUAGUUGGAGAUCUCCUGUAUCAGCGUGUGUUCAGCAGCAGGGACAGAGUGUCAAAGGAAAACCAGAUCAGAGAGGCAGUUUUUGAUCCACGUUGUGCUUUAAAUGCAGAGACACAAAGAUCCACUGAUGAAUGACUGUGAAAGUGACACACGCUGAUUCACAAGGCUGCAGCUGGUCGCUGAUGUCAGAUAAAAUCUUUGCCACCUAUCCUCAUCUUUCCACUCAGAAAUUUGUAAAAGCUGUUUUACAUUCGAGCCCUCAUCCAUCAACUUUACAAAGAGAAAUGUGAUCCCAGGAGAUGAAAUAGCCUCUAACAAAAGAGUUUUUAGGAAGAUGAGCUAUGAUGUUCAGCCAGAUAUGAGUUAUGGAGGCUCAGAAGACAUGUAACGCAGAGGAAGGAAGUGAUGUAAAUGAGCGGGGCAGAAUCACAGGGCGUAAAAAUGUUAUACAUGCAUGACGGUACAAAGAAAGAACAGACAACAAAAAGAACCCAUGAAAGGGUCUAUAGUGUCACUUUGAGCCUUCAGACCAGGUCUGUGUUGUGGUCUCUACAAGUCUGUGAGCUCUGGGGGGGAUGAACAAACUUUCACCUUAAAGAUGAUCAUAUUCUUGGUACAUGUAACAUUAUCCAAAUCUCACAAUGGGAUCAUAACAAAUCCAUGGUGUGAUACUUGUGGUGUUUAAAGACUACUAAAAAACUUGAAAUAAUCCAGGUUAUUAAACUCUGAGUAUUUUAUGAAGUCCACUGUCCAUGCUGAGUGAGAUGCACUCUGGUUGCUUUUGUCUCUCUGUCUCUUUGCUAAUAGUGUUUGAUACAACAAUUGCCAUGAUGGAAAUCUUUUCUUUCACUCAUCGUGUGUGUACCACCAACUUUGUAAAUCCUUUGUUCUCAGAAAACCACAGAAAACGUCUGCAGGUCUACGAGUUUGUGUUCAGCAGUACAUCUUAUGCUCUCCGCAUGGGAAGUGAAACUCUACGCUCCCUUCAGAGUCUUUUGGCCGUGCUGGAUUUUUCUCUUUCCUCAUAUCUUCUCAAAUUUUUUCGAGAUGACGAUUAACUACGUGGCUUUUUAAUAUUGCAUAUUACUUUUGGUUUCCUUGUGUGUGGGCCACCGCAGUCUGGCAGCGUCUCCGUAUUGACUUUUGUUUGUUCCUAACCCUUUCUCCUUUUUCAUUUUUUGAAAAAUGAAAACAAAAUGCUUCAACAUAUCAGGUUUGAAAGCCGCUGGGGCACCACAGUUUCAAAUUCCUUUGUCUGUUCUCGCCCCAUGCUACUAAAGAUGGUGUCCACUAAUUUCAGCACUGAUCUGAGUGCAAACAAACAAAGAUGGGCACAUGUGGGAUGAUAGGCUCCCUCCACUCUGCCUCUCUGGGGUUGAAACAAAACUGGACUUAUUACCAAGAAGCUUUAUGGUUUAUGCUGUCACAGGUCUAGGAUGCCAUUGUGACAUUUUUCUCCUUAAAACAUCAUGAAAUCGAUGAUACCACUACAUCCCACUUCUGAGUAAUCAUGAAAGUCAUUAAUAUUUCCUAGAACUUUAAUACUCACUCUGACUCACACGAAUAAUUUGGAUGUUUCUCAGCAUAUCCAGUGCUUAUAAACACUUACAGGAAAGAUAGUCCAUUUGAAGACUGUGUAGAUUUGACAUAAACUUGAGUUCAAACUCCAAAAUGUCCAAUGUAAUCCUUCAUUGUUAUCAGACAUUUCUUUGUCAUUAUACAUUGUAUAAAAUCACGAUUCACAGUUUAUUUAUUUGAAAGAAUCCCCAUUAGUCACUCCAAUGUAGGUUUGGGUAUGUAGUCGUAUUUAAUAGCUUAGAAAUAAAUGUAAUUGCCACAUGCAAACAAAUUUCACAAGUCACAGAUUUUACAAGUGAGAACACCCACACUCGGUUUUGUCACCUAUGAAGGACCCUUUCGCGAUAUACUGCAAAGGCAGUAGGGAAGAACACAAUUAAAGAAACAUAGAGGAAACAUAAAUAGUUCAGCCUUUUAAAGGAUACAUAAACAACAUGGAGCAACAUGACACACACGGUGUUAGGGGCCCCUCUGCUACAGCAACAAGCUCACUACGUAGUACCCCACUAAACACACAGCUGCCUACUAAAAGACUGCAUUUUUUUAACCAAAUGUUGAUUUGGAAAUGUGUUUAUUCACUUAGAAAUUGAGAUACUUUUUCCCAGGAAAGGUUUUUAUGAAGCUCAAAGUUUAAGCUGCUUCAAUGACAUAACACUUCACUCUGAAGCCUUUCAAAAGAAGCCUGAUAUUUUCUUUUCCAUUAACCUGUCCUUAAACACCACCGUACAUCCUACUGUUUACUUUCUACCUUUAGUUUGCACGUUUCUCUCAUGUAGCCUCCAGUUUUUCUGUCUUUGACCUCCCUGGCUUUUCUCCACUGUUUAAGAACACUUUCUUGGUGUUCCUCCCUGAAUUAAACAACACUGGACUUACCGGACUGUUUUCUGUACAUUGGUAUAGCAACAGUACGUCCACCAUAGACUGUGAUUGGAGCACUCUUGUUCGUCAUAACAACGGUCUGUUAUCAAGAAAUAACAGACCACUGCUGUGGAGUUUUGACCAAUCAGUGUUUGACACAGCACAGUAAAACAUGAAUGUUGAGGAGUAUUGCAUGAAUGCUGAAUGUCAGCACUGCUGUGAUUCAGUGAUGGGCGGGCAGAGAGCUAUAGUUAAUUACAGGGUGAUGACUAUUGCUAUAAAAUUAUAGUGAUAGGGUUGUUAAACUUGCAUGUUUCAAAGAAUUUCUUGUAAACUUGUUAAAAAGAAAUAAAAAACAUUAAUACACUGACAACUGUACUUAUCAGCUGCCAGCUAAUAACUCGGUGUGACAGUCCAGAUCUUUGACACCAAAAGUGAAACAUGUCUGUAUGAAACUCGCUCUCUGUUUCAGAGUGGGUCUGAAUUUUCGCUUCAUCUCACUCAGCUUCCUCUUCUUAUUCACAGAGUGUUCCUCUGUCUUUACAUGUGUGUCUGUGUGUCUGUGAGAAAGUGUGUGUGUCCGUGAGAGAGUGUGUGUGUGUGUGUGUGUGUGUGUGUGUGUGUGUGUGUGUGUGUGUGUGUGUGUGUGUGUGUGUGUGUGUGUGUGUGUGUGUGUAAGUAAAUGGAUGUGGGGGUUGACAUGGCCCUCUCUCAGAGGAAGUCUGUGGUUAGGCCGUUUCUACAUAUUUUCCCUUUACACACACACACGCACACACACACACACACACACACUCAAAUGCUUGCAUGCACGCACACAUGCAUGCACACACACAUGCAACCACACACUCACUCACACAAAUUUUCCCUGACAGGCCAAAUGAAGCUUUCAUUUAAAAGCACCGUACACCCCUGCAGAUGUGGAAGCCAUCUUUCUCUUUCAUACACACACAUACACUCUCUCUCUCUCUCUCUCUCUCUCUCUCUCUCUCUCUCUCUCUCUCUCUCUCACACACACACACACACACACACACACACACACACACACACACACACACACACAGAAAAACAUUGACUUCAAAAUAAACACAAAAACCCACAGUCUCUUGGAGAGCAGUCUCCCCUCAAACCCUGGUGCAGUGUGGGUAGUUGUGGUAAAAGAGGUCCCUGUGAGAGGCUGUCCAAAAAUAGCCUGAGUAAAACUGCAGGAACGUGGAGCUCACCCAGUGUCUCACAGAAAAUCCACUCUACUGGGUGUUUGGGUGUGUGCUGAGGGGGAGUGUUUGAUUUAGCUAAUUUAUUCCUAAACACUUGUUUACUCUGAUAAAAAUACCACCUUCAGACUUUCUACCCUGGGAAAAAACAGACUGUCAUGUGUUUCCCUGUCUCUCUGUCUGCUGUCUCUUCCUCAUGGAAAUCAGUGUCGUGGGAAAGAGGAAGACAAUUAAGAUGAGAGAAGAGAUAGAAGUAGGUAGAGAGUAAAUUAGAUUGUAACUGUCCUUUAUUGUUUAAGAAAACUUAAUCUACAGCUCCGUGUGAAAGUAUUCCUCUACUUCUGUUACCAUGUGUUGGUGCUCCUCCACAAGGACAAAUACUGUUUUUAUAAAUGUCUGUCUGACAUGUUUUCUCAAGUGAUCAUCAUUUUAUCAGUUCACUCUGUUUCUUUUUUUUUUCAGCAGAUACAGAAACAUACGGAGCCUGGGAGGUUGACAUUAACUUUUUUUUCAAUUUCGCACAUGCAAUUUAGUAUCUCGAACGUGCGUUUUGUAUCUUGCACAUGCAUUUUUGUAAAUAAUCCUCUGCGCCUCAUUUGUGAUAAAAGAAGGACCGUGUCAUGGAGGGAGAGCAUAUUAUCAGCAUUUUCUUUUGUUUAGAUAUGACUCAUAAAGAGAUACUUUAUAACUUCGCCACAUUUAGUAUUGUUUUGAGUAGGAGACACCUCAUCAGGAUCCUCAAAGCACAGCAAUUUUGCCGUCGGCGAUUUUCAGACUUGCAAGAAGUGAUUUUGUUUAUUAACAAACAGUUAAAUCGCACCUGUGAUACAAUGAAGUGCACGUGCGAAUUAAAAAAAAACUUUGUAGAACUUUGAAGGCUUGUCUUGUAGGCUUUGCAGAAACAGCCUUUUUUGACGUCUUUAAAAUAUUCAUGAUAAAUGACAGAUUUGAUUCUCAACAGUCAGCAGUAUGAGAUUUUUCUCACAAGAUGCUGUUCAAGCAUGUUGAAAACAAAGGCUGCGUUGUCCACGGGGGCUGCAAUAAUUGACCCAGGUCUUAAGUUCCUCACAGGAGCUUCAAGUAAAGCCACUCUCAGAGUUAUACAGUCAUAUCUGAGUGAAAAAUUAGCUUAUAAAUUCCAAAUGGGUUAAAGAGGAAAACAGAAGGGGAACGUUUAGUCCUUUGGGCCAAAGCACUGAAAUUCCAGUACAAAACAAAAGGUUUAUUACUGCCAGCAGCUGACUAGAUCUGUACUUUGACAGCUUGAUUUUCAAAUUCAGCCAUGCUAGUUGAGUGGUUGUAAGCUGUAACUUAGGUAUGAUAAAAAGACUACUUAUUCUAAUUAUGUUUCCAUAUGUUGAGAACUAGUGGAGUUCAGUCCGCAGCGGCUAAGUUUGGCCUACAUCAGCUAAGGCCCACUGCCAAGUCUAAACAAAGAUUUUUGUUCUUUGAUACUACACAUGUACACAUUCCCCUGUCUUAUGAAAAAAACACACACAGACACACACUAGGACACUCACACUCACAUACUUGGUGGUUACAUUGCUGCCCUGCUGGCACAGAGCCAUGGACAUGUAAUAUAAGCAGAGUUUGUGAACGUCUGUCUGACGCUGCAGACUCUCUCUGAGCUGCACAGUGUACACGAGCGAGAGCGAGAGGUUAAUGGAGUAUGAAAAUAAGCACUCCUAGUCCUGCUAGUAUCAAUGUUUAUUCUUCCACUGUCCUUCCAAGGCAGAACAAAAUAGACACCACAUGAGCACAAGAACUACACAAUAUUGAUUUUGGUUGGUGUUGUUGAUCCGUUGAUGAUGUUUUGUACUAAUUUUAUCACUCUCAGGAUUAACUGAGGACACAUGAGAAGAAAAGGAACAUUUCUUUUCAAAAGUAGACAACUUUAAGAAGAGCUAGAGAGACUUGGAUUAAAAUCCAGAGGACAGAGGAUUUCAUUUUGUCAACUGAGCCCCUGAACAAGUCUUAGACCCUUGACACAGUCAGACUCACACACCAAAUUAAAACAAAGACAAGGUUUUGAAGUGGAUAGUAUUUUUUUAUAUGAAUGAUUUUGUCUCCCCCUGGUCUGCAAACACACUCAAAAUUAGACACAGAGUAAAGUAACACACUCCGAGUUCAGAUGAGAGGGAUUACACACCUGCAUGCUAGUGUAAAAGCGUGUCAGCGUGGGAUUCACACAUGUCCAAAGGUGAGGAGGAGCGCUCUAUAUUUCAAAUACGGACUCUGUUAUUUUCAGGACAGACAGCUAAAAAAUCCUGAUCCAAGAGUUGCAAUUUUAGAGGUUCAUUAAAGCUCCUGAUUUUUCCUAAGGCAGCAUCGUCAGCUGCAGUUCAUUGUUCAGAGAAUGAAGCUUGUACCAAAGAGUCAGUUUCACACUUCUUACUGACAAAAAAAGCUCAUAUGGAGAUGAAAAUGCCAAACUGUUGCACCUUUGCUGGGAUCUGAAUCUGUUGCCAUGCUGAAAUCAUGUCUGAUAGUGACAAUGAUUUUGUUCAUCUGAAAAUAAAAACUGCUGCUGACUGUAAUCUGUCUCUCUUUCUUUCUCUUUCUCUCUGUCCCACUCUCUCUAGGUCUAUUUAAAGGCUCCUAUGAUCCUGAACGGAGUGUGUGUGAUCUGGAGAGGCUGGAUCGAUCUACAGAGGCUGGAUGGGAUGGGAUUUUUGGAGUAUGAUGAGGAGAGAGCACAGGUACUCCAAUAAGUUCCACUACUGCACAUGAGGAAAAAAUGUAUGAGUGUCGUGUUGCUGCAAAAAGUGCUGCCAAAGCUCUGCAUGUUAUCUCGAGUGGUGUCACCUCAGUCAGUUGCACUGAAAGUGCACUGAUUGCAGCGCAAAUCUGAAUCUGAAAACCUGGAGCUCUACAGUUUUGCUCGACUUCCUGGGCUGCUAGAAAUGCACACUUGUAUCUCCAGCUGAACAGAUGGUAGUCGAGUUACCUUGAGAGAAAAGUAGGUGUGAGAUUGUGAAAAUACAGUGGUUGAAAUUUGUAAAGUGUCCGACUCAACACUACAGCACUAAGUUGAAGAUACUCUGGCACCCAAAUAAAUAACUGCUCUGCCUCGAUCGUUUUCUAUUUCUGCAUACGGACCACUUUAUUAUCCAAGGCUAAAGUCACUCUCAUCUCUUUCUGUCAAUGUGUGUGUUUGUUCAUGACUGUGUGUGUGUAUUUGUGUGCAGCAUGAGGACGCUUUGGCCCAGGCAGCAUUUGAAGAGGCUCGCCGCAGAACCAGAGACUUUGAAGACAGAGACCGGUCACACAGAGAGGAUCUGGAGGUGAGAGGGCCCUGUGGAGAUUGUCAUUCAUAAAAAAAACAAAAACAAACUAAUACUUCUCUGCCAUCUCAAAGACAAUUCAGCACCAGCUUAGCCUUACCAAGCCAGCCUCAGUGUCAGAAAUCCUCUGUUUGACUACAAGUGAGUCUAAAUCUUGCACACUGGGACUUCUGGCCCCAUCUGUCUGUGAACUAAAGGUUUUACCUGAACAUUGUGGUUUACAUGUAAGCAAAUAUUGUGGCUUCCUACACUCCUGACCUUUUUAAUCCUUACUUCAAGCAGCCAUGCAUUGUUUCACUUCAGUUUGUUGAACGUAUGACCUCAACUCUCAUGGUUGUUGGGUGUAGUCAGGGGUGCAACUAUCGAAAUUUGUGCAAACAACAGUGAUGAAUCAGCGGCAACGCCUCUGCAGCACUGGAGUGCAUGGAAAUGUUUUAAAGGUAUAUUCAAAAACCACUUGACAUUUCAGGCCUCAGAUGUUUUCACGUCAUGAACAGGUGUCAAGUUUCUAGAUAAAAAGAGGAAAAUAGGAUCAAAGUGACAUGUCAAAAUCACUCAUAGUGAGAUCUGAACAGUAGUAAGCAUUAGAAAUAUGUUCUUACUAACCUUUUUCUGAAAUGAUUCAUUUUUCAACAGACCACUGUGCGCUAAAUUAAUACACACGUAUGAAGGCUGGCUUUGCGAGGCUCUACUGCACUCACUAUUUCUAGAUUUAUAUCUGAAGACUAUUUAGGCCCUGAAAUUACAAAUUUAAAUGAAAUAAAGAUAACCUCAAGAUAUUUUAUCAUUGUGAUUAAUUGCAUAUAUUUUCAGAAAUAUGCCCUCAAUUUGACAGACAUUUUCCAUAAUUACUCCUAAGCCUAAUUUGUUCAGCACAGAGAAGGCUAAAUCCAAAUUUACUUUGGUUAAGGCUCAAAUUUCUCGAAGGUUCUUCUUUGCUUUGGAUGGCUUAGAAUUGUGUGUUGUGUGGUUGUGUGCUUUUAAUUAUUGCUAAUAUGAAAAACUGAUGUGUACAAUAUAGAUAUAGUUUGGAUCAUAGGUCUAGUGCAUGAACAGUUUGACAGUUAAUCUAAUCUGAUAAUUGAUUUGAUUUGAUAUUCUUGAUCUAUUGAAUGACUGAUCCAAUUUUGUCAGGUGUCCCUAAAAGCCUCACAAGGGAAAGAUGUGCUUUUACAGAAUCAUUUGAACUCCAUUAUCCCGAAAAUGAGCUGUCAUUGUACAGUCAGUUUCAACGAAGUAGGGAAUGUUGCUUUUGAACUUGUCUUUUAUUUGUGAAAUUGUCAUUGUGGAGAAUUUUUCUAAUUAUAAUGUCUGACAAGUUUGAAAAGUCAAUAUUAUUCAUUGUCCCAUUUACUGUUUUGAAGACAAACUCACUUUCCCAGCAAGGCUUUAGGGAGAUCAAUGGCAUCCUUCCUUAUUUGACGCCCUACCAUUGAAUCCAAAAUUGUUUAUUUUUUAGGACCCUGUGGUUUCUAAAAUCUGGGACUGAUGACCCACAGACAGACAGCCAGCAGAAAAGAACAGGGUCUGUGUCCUUCACUUCUUACCAUCUAUCACACUGUCAUGCACUAAACCACCCUGUGUGUGUGUGUGUGUGUGUGUGUGUGUGUGUGUGUGUGUGUGCGUGCGUGCGUGCGUGUGUGUGUGUGUGUGUGUGUGUGGCUGUUUGUGUGCAUGUGUUCACCUGUUCAUUUAUGUCUAUGUAUCUUUGUGUUCUCUUAUUGGUUACUGUGACAAAAAGUGGCUGUUUUUUUUUCUCUUCAUUUUUUAGAGAUAUGUGUAUGUCUGUGAUUGUGUCUUCAUGAAAGUGUGUGAAUUUUAUGGCUAUCAUGUGACACUUUGUUUGAUGCUGUGUGGCAUGAGAGACAGAAGUACUGCAGUGACAUUUACUUAGCCAGUUUGCGCCAUGCCACACACACACACUGUCUACCAAGACCUACCACAGCUUUGCAGCACAUGGUGGUGCAGAAAUGACACAAAUUAGAAAGGCAGGAACUUAACACAUAAGGAGGACAGAGGGGGGAUGGUGAUGAACACAGAUGAGCUGAACAGAGAGGCAGAAACAAAGAAGAAAAAGAGGCCUUUAUUGAAGGUUGCCUUUCAUCUGGCUGAUCUCAUGUUUCUUCCCUGAGGCUCUCAGAGAAAAAGAAAACCUUGUGUUUCAGUAUCAGUGCCAUCACUAUGCCCUGGAAAAACCCAUGCACUCCAAACUGGGCACGGGGGGUGAUUUAGAUUCAGAUUUGCAGAAAGCAGAAACUAUGUCCCACUUUAGAUCACACUUUGGUGACAUGCGGCCAUAUCACAGACUGACAGUGCAACUAAAUCUUCCUAAACUUCCACCUGCAUAUUCUUAUUCUCAAUCUAUGUGGUAAUGAUAUUUAUUUUAAGUUGUACUCUUUACUUUUAUAAAGGGUAAACAUCUUUUGUCUAGCUUAUGACAGUUGAAACUUCUAGUUCACCAGUUCUACCCACAGACUGUAGAAUGGAUGCCAUCUGCCUCCUUGCAUGAACAGCACCCUCUGGUGACGAGCUGCAGUAUAGGUCAUAAAUCUUGCCUCCUCCAGCAAUCCCUAUAAAGCUGUGGACAAACUUUAGAAAUUAAUUACACAGAAUAUAAAUUUUUCUCCCUCCUGCUUGUGAUGUUGACAUGUAGUUACCGUAAGACUGGUUUGUGGUCAAGUCCUCUUUUUUCUGUGCAGCUCCUUUUUUAAAAGUUAUUCGGGGGUUCAUGUUUUCUAUGAUUGACACCUGAUACAGCCUAUGGGCGUACAAAGAUUGUGUAGCUCACCCGGUGAAUACGCUGUUUGAGCCGAGCAUCAUCACAACAACUCUUGGCGACUCUCCCGCCGAAUGCGUACAACGCUACUGCAUUUCAGGAAGUGAAGAAAAAACACAGAAAUACCGAGAGCUUUUUGGCUUCAAAUCCAUAUACCCGCAGAAGGCAGAACCAAGUUGUCCAUAGUAUAUACAGUCUAUGGCUCUACCACAUACGACAGUUGAGUAAACUAUGAACAACUAGUUUUGUCAUACAGUAGUUGUAGUUUAUAAUUUAAACUGUGAGCCACCAGCAGCUGACUAGAGUGAUGUUUUGGACAGCCAGCUAAGUAAGUAAGUAAAAUUUAUUUAGUAUAGCACUUUUCAUAGAAAAGAUUCACUAAGUGCUUCACAGUAAAAAUUUAAAAAUACAAUAGCUAACUGGAUGUAGUUACAGAAUGAUACUAUUGUACCCCGCUGUUAGUCUUUUUUGCUGUCUCUCAAAAAGAGAGACUUAAAAAUAUCAAACAUCAGUUUAAAAUGAAGAUAGAAGUUCCCCUGCCAGGUGGUGUCCUGAGAUAAAACAGGAACAAGGAGGUAGGUACACACUUGAACAAGUUGUCUAUUUUGGGGCUUUAGCUGCGAGUGAAAACACUUUACCUUUAUUUGACUUCAAAUUUCUUUUCUGCCCCCUUGAGACAGGCUCUGUAUUUGUCAAAAUUUUCCUCAUCAUCACUUUCUUGGUUUACCCCUCAGAUAAAUGCACAGAUCCAGAAUCUACAUUAAAUUACACAGUGCACAAAAUAAUCCAUAAAAACCUCUUUGCUCUGCUUUUUUCCCAUCAUAAGUAAAGUCAAGUCCUUUCACAGUACAUAUGUAGAUGUUUUCCACCAUUCUCAGAGAUCCUCGCUGUUUGGGGCUGCUUUACUGCUCCUUCACCCUUUAUAACCCUCACUCUUUUUAUAGUUAUUAUAAAUGAAGAUUAAUCACACAAUCAUUGUCAACAAAAUACUUUUUUCAAGUAAUGUCCACACAUUCAGAGGGAAGACAGUGGGAAAGAGCAGUUACAGUAGGAUCCUUUAGAUCCUGCGUGAGAUGUCACAUAGUGGGUGUAACUGAGGAGCGUUUCUCAAUAGCUGCACAGAUUAAGCCCUCUGCAUUUCUGUGGUCUGAACUCCACCUCUCCUUCCGUCUGUUUUUCUCUCACUGCUGUUCUAGUUAUGUCUCUGUCCUAGUUAAAGUGUGUUUAAUUUAAAGCCAUAGUUAGCGCUUUCAGUCUCUGAUUUAAAAAAGAAGAACUGAAUUACCGACAUUUGUCUCCUAGUUUAGGGCUGAUUUUAACAGAGAGAAAAAGGUGAGGGAGGGAGAUGAGAAAAAUUGAUAGAAAAUAGAUAAAACAGUAAAAGAGGGUGGCAUUCAGUUUUUCUGACAUGUAGAAAUAAACAAUGACUUUUAUAAAUUCUGGGUUAAUGAUCCAACAUAAGUAUAUUAUACAUAACUAGAGCUUACACAAUUGGCAUAUAAGCAGUUUGUGAUAUUCGCUUUCUUACCACACUCUAAAAUCUCAUGAGAAAUAUUUCUGUAAACCAAGCAAAAUUUCCCCUGAACCAAUAUUACGGAUCAUUUUAAUUAUUGAUCUAUUCUUAGUUUAACAUGAUGUUUACUGCACAUCCCAUGUAAUAAAGGUUAUAGUCCUCGCUGCUGCAGCUACUGGUUUGACCCUCCCAUGUUUCCUGUCACUCAUCAGCUUUCCUAUUGAAUGAAAGAAAAGUGGCCCAAAACGGAGUUUGGAAAAAGAAUUGAAGAAAUCAUGUUAGAGACCGAUAUGUAACAAUGACCCAAAAUGUUGUUUAAAAAAAUUGUAAUAAAACCCCGUAUUAUAAUAAUCGAUCAAUAAUGUAACAAAAGUAAUGAGCCUGACAUGUAAUUAAAAAAAAUGUAACAAGCACUAAAAUCUUAAUGAUACAAUAAAUUAAGAUUUUAUGAAAGUAAUGUCAUGGGAAGAAUAAAUAGAACUCAAAGUUUACAUGAGCGAGUUUUUGUUUAAUUAGUGUCGUAGAGAAAUAAAUGAAUCUUUGGCUAAAUUUUUAUACUUUUUUACCCAAAAACAUUCAAGGUCAGAAGGCAUGAUCCUGUCAGGAUGAUCAAUGGAGGAGCAGAAAAUCAAGAAGAGAUGCUCUUUAUAACUCAUCUCACACACACACACACACACACAUCUCUGAAAGCGCUCGGCAGAGAGAGAUUUGGUGAUGAAUGAUGAGCUGGCACUGAAAGCAUUAAUAUAUCAUUAGUAUUGAUCGCCAUCAGACCCCCACUUUGUUGUACACACAGACACACACACACAAAUACACACAUAUAUAUGUAUUCAGAGACAAUUUCAGAUACUGUGCAGGCACAUGAGCACAAACUCGCAGAUGCAGCAAAUAAGUCCACCACCACCACCCCCACACACACUCUUCUCCAGUAUUGAGUUGUGGUUAAGCAGCCUACAGUGGCUCAGCAAGCUUCCAUCUGUGUGUGGAUCAAUAAAAAAGGCUCCUCUCCCUCUAGAAUUAGAGAGACCACUCCUCUCUCCAAAGACAAAAACAAGAUAUAACCAACAAUUAUGAUUUAGGGCGGGCAGUCUUCUGUGAAAACAGUGAAUGUUUAGUCACAGCAGGCACUUCAAAUUCUCAUUAAUGCUUUUAUUUUCACACUUCUUCAUGAAAGCUUCAACAAUAUUUCUAAGUGGUGCUAGAUACAGUCUGUUUUUGUGAUAUUUUUACACACUGAAUCUGCAAGGGCUUCAGGUUUGACCAAUCCUGCUCUAAGUUUUUUUUACGUUUCAGGACUACGAACUCCAUACCAUAUUCAUAACCCUUAUGCCAGCUUUGAAAUACUUUCUUAUUGACACAUUUAGCAGUUUUGAAGAUAACUGAGAGUCACAUCUUUGUCAUUUAACUCUAUAGGUCCUAUAAGUUGUUUCUCUGCCUUUGGUAAAUGCUAUAGAUAAAGAAUAAUCAUCAUUUUUCAACCCCAUUUCCAUAAGGGUGGGGAAGCUGUGUAAAAUGAUGAUUUACUGUUUAAAAACUGAACUCAUUAAAUUAAAAACCCUAUAUUCAAAGUCAAAAGAAUGCUAAAGUGACAAAUAUGUUGAAAUUGAAAAGUUUGAUUGUUUUCUGAAGUUAUGCUCGUUUUAAAUUUGAUGCCAUCAAUAUUCAUUAGGUCCUUUUCUUUUUUAUUAAGGCACAAGUGUCUUAGGUUUAUCAGAGCUGUUUCUCUAAAAAAACAGUUACUCUUAAGAUACUAAGCAUCUUAAAGAAGUGUGUUUACGUUUAAGAUUGUAACUCUAGUUUACUGAGUGGAAAGGCAACAGUUAUUAUUAAUAAAGGAAGUAUGUCCAAAUCAAUCAGAAAACAUACUAGGAAGUGAUAUUUUGGAUGAUAAUUCAACAUUUUUUAAGGGCCCUUGUCACAUCAUAACAAAAUCAAAUAUUUGCUUACAUGCUGCAGAGCCUGGCCUUACACAGAUGUAAAGGUGUCACUGUGGUGAAUAGUUAAGAGUUGAGUCUAUCAUGAGUCCAAUUGGAUCCUGAACCAAGUCCUUCCACACGAGCCACACAUACAGGGUUAAAUUCCUAUCAGGAGUUUUGAUGGAGCAGCAGAAAGCUUUACAGUGGAGACAGACAGAAACUGGAGUCAGUCUGGCUGUGAGGAGUCAAAAUGGUAGUAUGACAUACUGUAUGUGUGUCUGCAUGUGACUUUGUGUGUGUGUGUGUGUGUGUGUGUGUGUGUGUGUGUGUGUGUGUGUGUGUGUGUGUGUGUGUGUGUGUGUGUGUGUGUUGCUAUUAUGGUGAGUCACUGAGAUGACACAAACUACAUUCCAGUUGAACUAAGCAACCCCUUUACUAUCUCCGUCUGCAUUUCUGUUUAGUCUGCUCUCUGCCUCACCUCUCUGCACACUUUGUAACCCCCCUGGCCCCCCUAAUUUCCCUCAGCUAUCACUUAUGUGUAAAUAUAUAACCACAAGUAUUUUUUACAGCAGGAGCAGGUCAUGUAGAGGGCUUCCAAACACACACACACACACACUAACACUACACCCCGUCAUAAAAUAUUUUUAAAAGUCUUAUCACCCUCAUGGCCUCUAAUGAUGACCUAAUGAUCUGCUUGCUCUGUGCGUGUGUGUGUGUGUGUGUGUGUGUGUGUGUGUGUGUGUGUGUGUGUGUGUGUGUGUGUGUGUGUGUGUGUGUGUGUGUUCUAUAUGUGUCAGACAGCCUGCCUGUCUGCCACUUUAUCUGUGUGCCUGUCUGACUUUCUGCCUGUCUGUCUGUCUGCCAGUUUUCUUGACGAAAAUAUCAGCAUCAGUGAAGUGUAAAACCAGCAGCGCUUAACCUGCUGGGAUUUGGUGCUCUGGCUCCCUCUAGUGACCGCCUCUAGAUUUGCAAAUUACUCUUAUACUCUCUCAACAGUAAGAAGUUGUAAAUAUGCAUUAUGUCAUUUUAAUGCUUUAAUCUAGUGUGAGGGGGGUAGGAGUCAGCUAAGCCCUUGAAGGAACAGCUUAUUUUUUUAAUGUUCAUAUAAAAUAUUAAUAAUGAAAGCUACAAAAGUCAUUUUUGGACCUUCUCAAGCACGUAGAUGACAAAUUAAAUUCAUCACAAACCAAAGGUUCCUCUCAGGAACCAUAACUGCAGGCAGGCCAGUCAAGUACCCGCACUCUUUUACUAUGAAGCCACGCUGUUGUAACACGUGCAGAAGGUGGCUUGGCACUGUCUUGCUGAAAUAAGCAGGGGCAUCCAUGAAAAAGACAUUGCUUGGAUGGCAGCAUAUGUUGCUCCAAAACCUGUAUGAAACUUACAGCAUUAAUGUUGCCUUCACAGAUGUGUAAGUUACCCAUACCUUGGGCACUAACGCACCCCCAUACCAUCACAGAUGCUGGCUUUUGAACUUUGCGUGGAUAACAGUCCGGAUGGUUCUUUUCCUCUUUGGCCCGGAGGACACGACGUCCACUAUUUCCUAAAACAAUUUGAAAUGUGGACUCGUCAGACCACAGAACACUUUUCCACUUUGCAUCAGUCCAUCUUAGAUGAGCUCAGGCCCAGAGAAGCCGGCGGCGUUUCUGGAUUUUGUUGAUAAAUGGCUUUUGCUUUGCAGAGUGGAGUUUUAACUUGUACGUACAGAUGUAGCGACGAACUGUAUUUACUGACAGUGUUUUUCUGAAGUGUUCCUGAGCCCAUGUGGUGAUAUCCUUUACACAUUGAUGUUGGUUUUUGAUACAGUGCCACCUGAGGGAUCUAAGGUCACAGGCAUUCAAUGUUGGUUUCCGGCUGUGCCGCUUACGUGCCGUGAUUUCUCCAGAUUCUCUGAACCUUUUGAUAAUAUUAUGGACCAUAGAUGUUGAAAUCCCUAAAUUCCUUGCAAUUGUACUUUGAGAAACGUUGUUCUUUAAUUGUUUGACUAUUUGCUCAUGCAGUUGUUCACAAAGUGGUGAACCUCGCCCCAUCCUUGCUUGUGAAUGACUGAGAAUUUUUGGGGAAGCUGUUUUUAUACCCAAUCAUGGCACCCAUCUGUUCCCAAUUAGCCUGCUCACCUGUGGGAUGUUCCAAAUAGGUGUUUGAUCAGCAUUCCUCAAAUUUCUCAGUAUUUUUUGCCACCGUUCCCAACUUCUUUGUCACGUGUUGCUGCCAUCAAAUUCUAAAGUUAAUUAUUAUUUGUAAAAAAUAAAUAAAUAAUAUGAGUUUGAACAUUAAAUAUCUUGUCUUUGUAAAGGAUUUGCAAGUCAUUGUAUUCUGUUUUUAUUUACAUUUAUCACAAUUUCCCAACUUCAAUGGAAUUGGGUUUUGUACAUGUUAAUAAUGUGUCCUGAUUUGGGGUUCAAGUCCAGUGCUUUUGAUGUGAUUACACUGACUGAAGACCUUUACUCAACUUUUUUUCUCCACCUCUCUGAUCCCUUUUCUACUAUCUUUUACUCUUUCUUCCUCCUGUCUCCUCACCUCCUUCAUCCUUCCAUCUCUCUCUCUCCCCAGUCCAGACGACAGCAGGACCCCAGCCCUGGCUCAAACAUGGCCAACGCUGAUGUGGAACACAAGAUGCGCUGAGGAGAAGGACAUAGAGGAGAGCGGAAGAGGAGAAAACCCCUUCAGGGCUGGCUGUUCACUCAUUUUCAAUAUUUUAAAAAUAGUCAACUGAAACUGCAGUUUCACACUAAUUCAGUUUUCCCAGUAAGAACUGAUUUGAUCUUCUUCACACACCAAACAUUGUUGAGAUUUUUAACUGGACGAUAGGAUACACCUUAAGAAACGAUGGAAAUGGAUGAGAUUAAAGCCUGGAAAUGAAAAAUUAACAUAAAACAGCAGACAAUAGACCUGAACAAAAGAUAGCUGAAUAUAUAAAGAUUCAAAAGAAGGGAAAAUAAGGUAUUGAUUUAGCUUUAGUUUGUUCAUGUGAAAAAUCCAAAGCUGAUUUAAAGUCUAUGUUUUAGAGAAAUUAGUGUUUUAAAUGUUUUAAGCAGAGGUCAAGUCAUUUAGAGGCAUCAAUACUUUUUGUCCAGGUCUGAAAGGAUUUGAUAAGUAGGUGAUGUCAAAAACCAAAUUAUAUUUUUUAUCAAAAAGAGACGUUGAAAAUACAGGUAGAGAUGUUGUAAGAGGCUAAAAAGGAAGGGAGGGGAAGGAAUGAGAGGGAUUAUUCUGGCUCAGGGUCACAGUCGGGGCUUAUUGGUCAGGUUUACCAGUAACAAAAGUGAGAUGUUGAAAGAAAAGGUUCAACAUUGUUCAGUGUUGUGCAACACUUCACAUUUGUGAGCAUGUUAACCCUCUCUAUGCCUAGCUGACUUCCUGAAACCUGCUGUUGUCUUAGACCAAAGUUCACUAUGCUGGAAAAGGGGAAGGGGGGAUAAAGGAGGGGGAUUUUAAUCACAGGCUUGAGGAAGAAAAUAGUUCCAGGUAUUUGCUGUAUUCUGAUAUUUGUGAUCUUUAAAAUGCAGCUAUAAUGACAUGCCCUAACCAUAGAAUCACACAUGAUGUAUUAUAAACCUGGAGGUGAGAUAUAUUCACAAAGAAAACUGUUACAUACUUUGUUAUCUUUGUCAUCUUUGUCUCUGGCAGUGCGAUGGGGGUCAGACAUAAACCCCCUCUGUAUCCUGAGGGGUUUUGCACUAUGAGAUACAAUCAGUCUUGUUCCCCACGUGCAUUUUUUUUCUGCAUGAAAGCAAACACAGGCCUACCUAUGUUCACUAUUGUUCCCUCUAUGCAGCCUAUUUAUCAUGAGAGCGCUCCCUGUCAGCGUUUUGAUGAGGGAUAUCUGGGUGAUUCAAACAGACACAAAAUAAAUUCCUUUGAGUCAUUUCUAUUCAAUAAGGUUAUAUUUGAGGUCUAGUGCAGCUUUGUUUGGUCAAUGUGGGCCACCUCAGAGUCAGUGACAGGCAGAAAUGAACUCCAAACUUUCUGCAGACAGUUGUUCAUUCAGUGUUGUGGCUUGUGUUUUAGCAUCGAAACACUUUUACAAUCACAGAGCUGAGUUUAAGGGAUGAUAAACAUACAAUGUUGAAAAUGAGAAAAUUCAACCGAGAAUUGGCUGAAACUCUUCCAAUUCACACAAUAUACAUCAAAAGUCACGUAUAGUUCCUGUAACUCCUGCUGUAGAACCAUCACCUUACAAUCAUCAUUACUAAUUCACUAUCUCAGAUGAGAGACGACAGUUCAUGAUACCAGUCCAUCAUUUGAUCGAUCACCCAGACACUCCUCAUCACUGGACUGUGAAAGCUUCCAUGGAGUCUGAAAACUAUUCCCUUUCCUGUAACAGCACUAGUGAAAUAAAAUAUUGUGUUUUGUUUUCUUAUUGUUUUGUUUGUGUGAAGUCAGGAUGUUUACUUUUUAUAUUCCUUCUCUUCCCUCUGUAUAUGUAUUCAUCCUUCAGCUUUUUUAUGGACUAGUAUUUGCAGCGUUAGGCUAUUAUCUGUAUAGUUUAGAGAAAAAAAAAGACAAAAUGUCUCAAAAAAUUUGGGAGUUAUGAGAACUUUUGUUGCAUAUGUUUUUCAUUGUUUCAUGUGUUCCUUUUAUUAAUGUUAUUCUUAUUAUUGGUUUUGUUUUUGAGAGGAAAUCCACUUCCGGGGUUAAAACAUUGAAUGUGGAUUUACUUAAGUCCUGUUAUUUCGCAAUAUCCAUGUUUAUAUGUUGUGCAACUAGAAGCUCAUUUCAUUUUCCAGUGUGUUUUACCUUUGAUGCACUCAACGGUUUUUAUUGUUAUUUUUAUUAUUAUAACCAAGAAAUACCUUUUGUUUAUUCAUGAGUUAUCCUUUCCCCAGUCUGAUUUAUUGAGAAUUGAACAAGUUUUAUGUGAGCUAAGCUAACUUGUGAUAUUUUGAUGCAUCAUCAGUCGUGUGUGUAACAUUUUACAGGAAGUUUUUGGAGUAAAAACUGUUGAAAUUAAAAUAAAGAUUGAAAACUCAGCAAAGAUUAACUUAAUGGUUUGAAAUGUGACAGAGGAGUUAUGGCAUUUAAAGUCUCAUGUUGCAAAGGAAGUUGGUAAAGCUCAAUUGUGAUGAUUGCUAUUUUCAGGAAAACUAUUUUGGCUAAAUCAUCCAGCCCAGGUCAGAGGAAGUAGAUUUUUUCCAGUGUUUGGAUUCUUGGAGUACUUGAUUUGGAUAAACCCAGAUUAUUAGUGAACUAGUUUUCUCUUUAAUAGUCUUGUUUAUUUCCCACAGAGAUUUUAGCAAGCAUGGAGAAAAGCUUUCAGACUUAAUCAGAGUGUGCACAAAGCUUACUUGGAUCAAGAGUAUGUCUGAGAGUAUCUUGGAUGUUGGUGGCUAAGUUAAAAUGCUGAGGUUGACAUUGCUGUGUUGAAAAGCUAAAAAGAUAAGUUCAGGUGUGUGCAGGAGGGUUCAGGCUCAGGUGGUGUUGGUGAAAGAUGUAAUGCCUUAGACUGCUGUGGCUGUUUGGUUUUCAUGACACUCAUUUAUUCCUCACUUGUAUCCAGUGCAGAAACAUUUUUAAGGACUUCAGUCGUACAAAUCAGGCACUCAUCUUUGUCCCCUGUUGAAUUAUGAGUCUACAAUAACACCAUAACCUAGCUCCACCGCUGUCACACCUUUGUACCUCUACAUUGAUCCCAUCAAGGCAUAAAAGGUGUCCUGAUAUGUGAUUUCACAUUGCAUUAACUCUGACUUCCGCGGUCUACAAUGUGAGCAACAUUUUUGAAGUCAAUUUAUGUGAGAGCUGCCGAAAUGGCAUGAGAGAUGAGAUGUUGGUGUAAAGUAAGUGUAACGUAGCCUAGAAGCCAAGCUCUGUAUUACUAUAUUUGAUUGAUUAACCAGAGAUGAAUGGUAUAAUUUUUCAAAUCAGAUUUUGUCUCAUAAACUUUACAUAUAAUAUGGAAAUUUUAAUUUUCUGCAGCUUAAUCCCAGAUUGAGAAACAAUAAGAACUGUAAAACAAAGUUGUUGUUCUAUGUCUUGGUUGUAUGAGUACGCCCCUAACCCCACCAUCCUCCACAAUCAAAUUCAUACUCCAUCUUUCAGUUUUCUUAAUGCAGGCAUUAAGGCAAAACAAAAAAACCCAUACACUCUUUUUUUACUGUUCUUGAUCUGCUUUUGUUUAUUUAUUUAAACUUUGGUUUCAUUUACAGAUCCAAAAAUGAAACUCUGUAAUAUUACAUACUACAUAUUACAUACAUACUCCCCAGGUUUCUCCUUCCACUGUGUUUGGUCUGUCUCUCCCUCUGUUUUAGGUCUGAGCUUGUAUUUUGGGAGUAAUUUGAAAUUUAAGAUCUCCUGUUCAAAAUGUCGGAUUUUUUCGAAAUAAACAUGUAAAAAAAUAUUGUAU